Messenger RNA from Homo sapiens (human), 49340 nucleotides. RefSeq names its product homeodomain interacting protein kinase 2 (gene HIPK2). The coding region runs from base 34408 to 37983 and encodes 1191 amino acids. Gene Ontology annotation, biological process: neuron differentiation; negative regulation of transcription by RNA polymerase II; iris morphogenesis. The transcript has 16 exons. Lineage: Eukaryota; Metazoa; Chordata; Mammalia; Primates; Hominidae. Gene Ontology annotation, cellular component: nucleus; PML body; RNA polymerase II transcription regulator complex. Gene Ontology annotation, molecular function: protein serine kinase activity; transcription coactivator activity; RNA polymerase II-specific DNA-binding transcription factor binding. The record is from RefSeq and is a predicted model, not a curated record.
GCAGAAUAGAACAUGCCGGUGGACAUGUGAACAUGCGGGAGAACCCAUGUCGGGCGUUCAUUGUUCAUCUGCGUCUACAGGAGGGGGCUACAGUCAAUGCUCCCACUGUCUAGAGUGUUAAAAUGAAACAAUUUUCUCUUUAUUAAGUACCUCCUUGAGACUCCCUCUGCUGGACACUCCCGGUGAGUUGAGAGAAGGAACUUGGCAUUGAAUUCAGAACUAUAGUAAACGGCUGGUUUCCCUGUUACUAGGGACCGGGUAUGUGAGUUGGGGUGUAUUUUGUCAACUUUGUGGAAAGCCAUCUUGGGAACUGCACUGUUCUCCUCCUGCUCCUUUCAUUUUAAAUCCAUAUGGAAGGUAGGCCAUGCCCCCGAGGCUGAGACUUGGCUCUCCCCGUUCCUGCUACAUUGUUCUUCCAGUUCCUUACGCCAGAUAAAGAACUGCAGGUGUGUAGGGUGUUACGGUUUAAGAAUAAUCAUGGAUCUCAAAAGUCUCAUGAACUGUUUUUAUUUGCCAGCCUUCCUUCCCUGUCUCAGGUGACCUCCGCGGUGGCCUCUUUCAGCCCUCAGUUUCCCUCCAUCUUGUCCGUGUGCCCUCUUCAUUGUUCCUGCGCUGUGCACCCUUUUAUUCCGGAUGUUUAUCUGUGCACCUUUAUAAUUAUUUUUCUAAUCUUCCUCCCCAUCCCACCUCAACUGGCCCACAUCAGUCUGCCAAAAGCCCAGAUCUGGGUGUUUUUGAAAGAGAUUGUUGGACAUGCUCUAAAACAGACAGGUGACUUCUAGAAUCAAGGAUUAGGUUGCUAGGACCCGCAUUCACUCACUGUGAUGAGUGUGCCAAGACUCUGAUGACCUCCUUUCUCCUGCCGUGGUGACAUCCUCUGGGUUCAGGAAACCUGAUUUUUCCCCUGUCUCAAUCAGAGCACAUGGACUCCCUGUGUGCAUGCUAAACGAGCAGAGCUUUUCCUGUAGAUUUCUAUAAGAAGAGGGAUUCCUUGUGGGUUUUGAGCUCCUAAAGAGUGUGCAUGAUUCUUCUCAGGAAAAGUAUAACGACACGAGAGGGAAUUGUUUCAAUGGGGUGCUGCUGCACCAAGUUGGAAUACCAGGUGAAGGCCCAGAUACAUUAAUGGAGCGUUCUGAACCGCCAGAGAUUUAGACAGAAAUGCUGUUUUUGAAACAAGGGGUAUUUGAUAAUACCAAUUAAUGGGUGGCAAAGAGAAUCAGUCUUCCAGGGCUUGCUUGAAGGAUAGGUUUAUAAAUAGCAUGUUAGUUUUUGGUGGUUUGGAACUGAACUUCUUAUAAAAAGGUUUAUUUUCUUUAGAAGGUUAAACAUUUGCCUUGUGAUUGUAUUUCCUCCAUCAACUUGCUUUGCGAGGCUUUUUCAAUAUCUAGUGCAAAGGCCAACCACCAAGGUCUCUAUUAUGGGUUCUGAAUGAGAGGAGCCUAAAUUCCAAGUUAUUUAUGUUUUCCUCUCCCUGAGAUAUGCUGUGUUGAUUACUAUUGGCUUAUGUAAAGGAACACUUCACAGACUUCCAAAAACUGUCUGCUGCAAUUCAUCAUCAGAUGGACCUGAAGAUGCCUAUCUACCAAGCUGUCUACCAAGAAAUGAGAUUCUGAAUCAUCUUGGGUUAGCAGAGUUUGAUGACACAUGCCCUAAAAUAUCUGUUCCUGUGUUUAGGUUUUAUAUUUUAAAAAUGAGUAAGUAUAAAUGUUGCUUUUCUUCUCGCCACAUUUGAGUAGUGAGUAAGGUGCCUUAAUUUUAUCCUUGAUUUCAGACAAUGUGCUAUGAUACUUGAAUCAGAGAAACCUGAGUUUGAAUCUAGUGAUACGACUUUGGGCUUUAUUGGACUGUGCAGGAACUCCAUUAGAAACUAGUGCACGUAAAGUCCCUGGCUGUAGUAGGCAUCUUCUCAGAGUGUGUUAAAUCCCUCUAUCUUCUGAGAUGCUUACAGACAUGAUGACUCCAGGGAAAGAAUAACCCACAAAUAGUUUCGAAAACCAAUAAUAGCAACAUUUCAAUUAUUAAUCUCCUGCGAUUCCCUUUCCAGUUUGGGCACCAGCAACAAUAAACCCCCUAUAGCCAUAGAAGAAAGAACCUUCUUUUUACUCCCUCUGUGACCUUUCCAGAUUCUUUAUUUGCAUUGAGCUUCUGCUGGUUUCAGGUAGAGAAUUUCUCUUCUAUAGUGGCACUUUCUGUGCUACUUGAAAAAUGUGGAAAUAAACUGCUGGGGCAGAGUUUCAGGGGCUGCAGCUGUGCCUCUUGGAAAGUAUCCCCAAGUAUGAAAGAUAACCUUUGCCGUUAACCAAGAUCCAUUCCUAAACAAGGCAGCAGGCUGGGCAAGGGAGCACCCAGAGGUGGUUCACCAAGAGCCUCCUCCAAGGGGAGGCUCCUCGCCCACCACAAGCCAGGGUCUGCCUCACCAUGCAUUAAACAUCAUUUUCCUACAAAAGACAAUUUGGUGCUUUCUGUAAGUUACAGGGGCUCAGAUUCUUUGUAUUUUAUGUUUUAUAUUUCUUCAUCUCUCUCUCUCUCCCUUCCUCCCAUAGAGACCAGUCUUGGGGAACCACCUUUGAGGUUUGUGUGGAGCAAAGUAGUGAUGAUCAAGAGGGUGUGAUAUGUGAGCAUUUCUUAUUGUUCUCUGAACGUGUAAUUCGCCUGUGCUUUCUGGUAGUCUUAUUGAUGACAAUUCAAGGACUUUGGGUUGGUGUCAAAGACGGGCUUCAGAAUAAUGGCAGUAGACUUUAUAUAACCACCGAUGGGAUGUGAACUUGAAAGGCCCAAACUCGCAAGAGUUCCAUUUCAUAUAGCUAUUCUCUUUUGGGGGAAAAAAGAAAAGAAAAACCUACAGUAUAGGCAGAUCUUUAUUUUUCCUAUAAAAGAAACCCAGAUGCUUGAGGGUCACGGUGAUCACUGUGACUUAGGCCAUAUUGACUUUGUGCUGUGCACCGCCCUGCGCCCUUCACCCACAUGAACUCAAAUGUUCCACCUCUUGACAGACGAGGGCCCAUCUUUAACGCAUUCAUUCAGCAAACAUUUAUGCAGGACCUGCUGUGUGUCAGGCCCUGUGGCAGGUUCUGGGUUUGUCGAAAUGACAAAAUCUUAAUCCCUGUCCCUGACUUUACAGGGUGGGGGAAGUGAAAGAAGCAUAGACUCACUAGACCAUGGGUCUGAUUCAAGAUGGAAUUUUUUCUUCUCCUUUUUUUUUUUAGUGGCAGUUCAUACUUCUAACAUGCCUAUGCUUUCUUCAGCUAGAAUGGGAAGACUUGGGUAGGCACAGUGGCUCACACCUGUAAUCCCAGCACUUUGGAAGGCUGAGGCGGGUGGAUCAGGAGUUCGAGACCAACCUGGCUAACAUGGCGAAACCCCAUCUCUACUAAAAAUACAAAAAAAAAAAAAAAUAGCUGGGCGUGGUGGUGGUGCCUGUAAUCCCAGCUACUUGGGAGGCUGAGGCAGGAGAAUUGCUUGAACCCAGGAGGCGGAGGUUGCAGUCAGCUGAGAUUGUGCCAUUGCACUCCAGCCUGGGCAAUGGAGCGAGAGUCUUUCUCAAUAAAUAAAUAAAGAGUGGGAAGACCCCAUUUUCCUAUCUCUCUUGAAGUGUUUUCUUUACGUAGACUCAAAAAAGUGUUUCUGAGUGUAGAAAAUACUCAUUACAAGCUUUCUUAGAAAUGUCCAUAAAUAUUACUGUCUGUAACUUGCAGAAGAUCCUGUCUUCUUCUAUUUGUUACUUAAAUUUUAUAUCCUUGCCAAUGCAAAUACGUUUCUUAUUUGCACAAGUUCUCAGAGACUUUCGUUUCUGAUAUUUGGUGUGUCGUAGGCUUUGUUGCGAGUGGACUCUUGCAUCAUAUGUGGCUGUUGGAGAAUUGAUUCCCAGCCUUUUCGCCUGGCUGAGACCUUGUAUUCCAGGUAGUUGUGUGGCACUUGGUGGUGGGGAUAUAGAUCGGGCUGUCACUCCGAAGCAUUCAGUGGCUACUUACCCAGAGCAGAUCAUUCAGGGAAUUGUGGAAAAAGAAAAGCCUGACCUAGCUUCAGGGGCAUAGAGCCCCAGAGCAGAAGACCUUGACACAGAUAUAGUUCACCCCCGUCUUCAGGAAGGUGAAUGUCUGUGACUUGAAAUUGUCAGUUCAUUAUUUAUUUAAUUAUUUUUUCCAGGAAAGGGCAGUUGGAACUCCCUGAGUGACCAAUUCCAGUAUUCUAUUAACCUGAUUGUCAAGAAAUUCCUGGGCCUGGCUGAAAUCUCGCCUGCUGUCAUUCAAACUUGUUUUCUUUUACUCAAUUCCUUUCUCUAAAACCUUUCAUAUACUUAAAGAUAAUAACUGGGUCUCUUUAGCUUUUUCCUCACAGAGCCGGUUUUGUGUCACUGAAAGCAUCUCCUUUCUCUCUUCUGAACUCUCUCUAGUUUCUCCCUAUUUAAAAAAAUGGUGGCAGUUAAAACUGAAUACAGCUCUUUAAUAAUGUUCUCAUUAGUACCGCAUAUAAGAGAAAAACGACUUCAGGGUUCUUGCAUCAUCGUGAACCCCUGGAGGGCAGGAACCAUGUCUGAUUCAUCUUUGUCCCCUACAAUAGCCGUGCAGUUCCUUAAACCUAGUAGGCGCUUCAUAAAUAUUUCUGGAAUUGACUGUUCCUUUUAAUGCAUCUAAGUUAUAACUUACGCAGCCCUGGAUUGGUGACUCAUCUGUAGCUCGCAUUCAUUUCGGCCGUCUUUAUUUUUCUUGUACUUGUAUCUGGCAUCCCUCACCCCAACAAAGCCACCUUCUGCUUGACUCCACUGAUCACUUUGCAUUUCACCCCUCAACUUCCAACUCUUUAGAAUCUUGCUUAAUUAUCUCCCGUAGAUCUGACAAACAGAAUGCAGAGGCCAUAAGUAUAAAAACUUGAACUACACUUGAAAGAAGAGCAAGCACACAGAAGAAUCUUGAUGAUUCAGAGCAGUGUCAGGUCAUCCUCAUUUAGAAGGGACCGUUUGUCAAAUUCGUUAUAGAUUCUGAGUCAGCUAAAGCCAUACCUGUUUUACUAGGUUCUCCAAGGUGAGUGAGCUAGGUGUUUAUGAGAGUGGUUACAAGUCAGACUUUCAGAGGGUAGUCCUCCCUCUCUUUGGUUUAAAGCCAAUGGAAAAGGCAAAAGAUGUAAUGAACGACAUCACUGCAGGUUGUGUUUUUUCUGACAGAUAUCUUUGCCCUUAGAAAGCAAGCUAGUAAAAUCAUUGCCAAAAAAGAAAAGGCAGAAAACCUUUGAAACUCCAAAAUAUCUUUGUGGUUUUAUAGCUACUUAUUUCUGAAUACAGCAUUGAACAAAUUUGUAAUGUUUUUGACAGUAGUCUGUUUUAACAAUUCUUGCCUAAGUACUUUUGCCUUAGUAGGUUCUGAUCAAUUAAAUGCCACUGUGUUUAAGCAGAAUUAAGAUUGAUCAAUUCUUCUGCAUGUGUUAAUGCUGUCGACUCUAUAAAAACCUUUGUCACAAAAAGAAUGCAGCCUAAUAUGUGAGUGGACAAGGGUAUUUUUCCUCCAGGUGGUUCUGUCCAUCCGCAGUGAGAGAUCACCAUAGAACCUUCCAUGACAUUGACUACGAAAGCACUUCUGGCUUCACACAGUCACAGAUUUGCAUCUUGAAGAACAAAGGGUUUGUUUGUGUAUUUUUACCAUUUUCCUUCACACUAAUAUUUCCCUGUUGAUUCAACCUAUGGAAUCGUUAUUCCCAAGUAAAAUCAUUCGUCCAAGGGCUUAUGAUAAGAAGCCAGCUCUAUACAAUAUAGAACUUAUAGUUUCAUAGCAUUAAGGAAGCAAAUUUUAAUGGUGUUUGUGCCUGGAUUUCUGUUAAAAGUCACAGGGUUAUAAUGCCGAGGUUGUGAGUAUUAAAUUAAAAAAUUUUAAAAAGUCACAGGGCAGGGAGAUUUGGAAAACUCCAGCUUAUUGCCGAUUGUGGAAAUGUGUUCUUUUAAAAUUUGUUUAUUUUGUAUCUAAUGAAAGAUUUAUAGGGCUCUGACAAAAACCAGCAUGUACGUUUUUGAAACUGUACAGAAAGACAGCAAGUUACACCUUCCUGAAUUCUGUGUCACGGCAUCUACUCACCAGAAUCUGAGCGGAUAGCAGGGACUUCUGGAGGAUAGUAAGUGUCAGGGGAACUCGUGACAGGGAGAAGGAGCACCAAGAGAGAAUGCACACGUGCUUUCGGCCUUUUCCCCUGAACCACUCACCUCUGCAGCUCCAGCACAGUGUCAUUACUAUUAUUCAUUAAGUGUGACCUGUACCAUCAGGAAAAGAUUCAUCAGUUUCAUUAUGUUCUGUUAACUGAGCCUGGGAGGUUCUCUAAUGUAUUACAGAAAUGCUUCCACUAGUCAGUGGUUAAAGAAAUUCUUUCAUUUGCUUGUUACAGUGAUGUACUCCAAAGAGGAUUUAAGGCUGCUUAAAUGGUUAAGUUUCUGGUAGAGAGGGAAAUUAAUUUAUGUAGAUCAAUUUUGUGGAUAGCUUCUUUCCAAGGAUGUCGGAUAAAUGAGGUAUUCCUAUAGAAAGAGACAACAGCAAUAGGCAAAGCUCUGGUGUUGGCUUAACAAGGUGAAUAAGCAGAGUGCAUAAUGGAAUUCAUUUGCAAAGUAAUUUUUGCUUGGCUGGAGUGGUAAGCACAAAAUAGACUAGCAGAUGAGAAUGGUAAGUGUUUGGGAUCAGUUGUUAAAAGGUUUAAAAGGGGUUCUAAUUCAAGUGACAUUUUGUGGUGUGGAGAAGGGGACCGAUAUUAUCAGAAUGAUACUUGAACAAGGUAAUUUUUACUGGCCUGGGUAUAAUAGAAGGAACCAGACAGCCAGGGGUGGGCCAUGCUGGUAGGCCUUGUGGUGCGGUGGAAGGCACUGCGGCCGUGGAGAUGGAGGUGGGCCAUGCUGGGAGGCCUUGUGGUGCGGUGGAAGGCACUGCGGCCGUGGAGUUGGGGCAGGGCUGCUGUUGGGGUGGUGCAGGAGAACACGCAUCGAGCACUUGUCGGCUUGCCUGGUCCAGAGGUUCAAUAAAUGUUGGUUUCUUUUUGCUUUCCUCCCCACACCUUAUGGCAGUGAUCUAGGAUCAGGAAAACUUGCUGGGAUUGGCAAUACCAUGAUGUUCUGUUUUUCUAAAGAAUCUCUUUUUGUAGGCUCACUCGCAUUUCACAGAAUCUGACUGGGUCAUAGUAUAACCCUGGUGGGGUCUUCAUGCGUUAUUAUUCAGUCUUUGACACAUGAGAAUCUGAGGCCAGAGCAAUGAAGAGGCUGUUCCAAUGUUAUGUGUGCUGGGGGAGCAGAGCUAGGGCUCUUCCUCUCCCUUCCCCUGUAGCAGUGUGCACAGAAGCCCCAGAACACUCCAGAAUGCCGAGUGGAGCUUUGCUAGGCUGCACUGCCAGGUGGGGCUCCAGGUAUAGUGGUUCCUACCAGGCUGUCAGAGCCACUUCCUUUUUCCCCAGAGGCAUACGGAAGCUCCUGAGUUCUGGUUCUCGUGGUCCCCUUGCAGCCCACAGUGCUACACUGAGCCCCUCCUGCAGGGAGUGUUUCCCUCUGUCCCAAGGAAAGCAAGGCCACAGUGCCCUCAGUGGUUCCUUGUGUUUCCCUGAGAAAGUUCACAGCUUGUCACCAUGAGCUACUUAAUAACAACAACAACAAAAAUCACAGGAGAGAAGUCAGUACGAUCAUGAUGAGUUUCACAGAACCUCAAAGCACUUUUAAGUCAUUAAGCAGCUUUAAAAAAAAAACUGAUUUCCCAAGGUACAGUUUAAAGUCAUUUUAUCUCUUUGACAUCACCAAAACUUGAGCCCUGCCUCUUGUCUCCAGGCAUGACAGUCUGACCUCAGAUAGGGUCCUGUUGUAGUCUCUGUCUGGGGCUACUCCCCACCUGCCUGGGAAGCAUUUCAGUCCAGAUGAGCAGCAUUUGAAAUUAGUUGAACACUCAGACUUUCACGGUUAUAAGACACAAACUAGGGAGUGAGCUUGCCCUGACAUUUGUGGGUCUUGGGUCAAGAGUGUGAAGCGAGGCCCCCAGUCUGCCAUCCACCCAAUUCUCUCUCUCUACUCCUGGUCUGUGUGUCCAAGCUGCGACCACUCCCACCUCCGCUUGGAACUGGGGUGCCUCUUGCCCACCUUCCAGGUCUACAUGUACACCCACAGGCCCUGGGAAAGGGCCUGGAAGCAGGCAUGAAGCCUUUUGGGCAGGGAAUCUCAUGGCCCCAGGGACCCAGAGCCUGGUCUUGAAGAAGAGGGUGGGUGCUCAGCCUAUGAAUGGGCACAGCCCAUGUUGGGAGGGGUGAGCUUGGGCCUUGACCCAAUGAGGUUCAGGGCUUGAGCCCUUGUUGCCCUGUCCUAAAGGCAGUACUGAUAAGGGGACACCUUGCUUCAAAAACUGAAGCAACAAAGGCAACUUGAAAUGUUUCCUGUUUAUAUGGCUGGUGGUUGCAUUUCUGCAUCCUCUGCUCUCCUUUUCCUCCUCAACCUUGGUCUCAUACAUAUGAUUGCUUCCUAAAGCAAAGCUGAUGAAACUGACCCAUUUCCUGUUGCUUGCCAAAGUAGUUCAGUAACCAGUAUGUUCCUUCUGCUGGUGAAACCUGACAGAGAACCUGGUAAUUCUGACAGCUGUUAUGUUUUGUGGGUUUCAGCCACUGACUUCCAUGGCCUCUCCUACCAUCCUUCUUUGAUGGCGUCUCUGCUCUCUGCUUCCACCUAUUUAUUUUUUCCCACUUGUCUACCCACAGAGCCAGGCUCCCUUACCUACCUGUUUAUUCUUUGACUGUGUGUUCCUUGAGCGUGUAUUUGCCUUGUUUUACUUGUAGGUGUGAAGGUCUAAGUGGAUGUACACACAGAACCUUCUUUGGGGUGUAUUUGUGUAAGGGACUGUCUGGAAGAAGUGGUUCUUCAACCUUUUUGCCCUUCAGUUCUCUGGAGGGCUUGUUACAACAGAUUGCUGGGUUUCACCCCCAGAGUCUCUAAUUCAGUAGGUCUGUGGUAGGCUUGAGCAUUUGCAUUUCCAGUUGAGGACCAUUGUUUUGGAAGAGUACAUUCAGAACAAAAAGUCAGAAAUAUUUAGAAUCAGAUGGUGGUUGUUUUGGUGAAAGCUUUUCUUGGAUGUGAGAGAGUCAGGGACCUGGCCUUAGCAUUCUUCGCAAUUCUACUGCCUUUUGUGGCUGUGACUUCCAGAAGCCAUAGGCACAUGCAGAUCCAGCCUCCGACUUCCUCUCCUCUCACCUGCCUUCACAUCUUCUCAGGGAAGGUCACAAAGUGCAGGAGCCACUUUCUCUUGUUCAUUCAGAGCCAGCUGGUCUGUGUAGUUCAUCCAGUUUGGUCUUGGGGCCCCAGAAUAAAAUGGGCCAAAUAUCAUCCUCACAAUAGUAAUACACUAUUAUUAACUAAUAUUUAAGAGCUCUAUGAUUUUCUCCAUUUACAGAAGAGGAAAUUGAGGCUUAGAGAUAUGAAAUAAUGUAUGCAAGGACUCAUAACAAGUAAUUGGUAGAGCCAGAGUUUGAACCUCAGUCCACUUGUCGCCAGCGCAUGCCCUUAUCUUCACUGGCAGGCCACCCUGCUUCUUGCAGGUAAGUUAGAGUGAUCCAUGCCAUGUGCAAGACUGACUCCGGUAAGAAGGAUCUGGGAUCCUCCUUGGAAAAGAGGCAAUCAAGCUGGAGACCGAAGGUGCUAACACAGAUUUCUGUGACACUCUUGUUCCAUUUGUCCUGUUCAUCAAACAGGGUCAAGUGAGGUGGUGAAUGUACAGCACUUGGACCUGUGGCUGGCAUGUAGGAAUGUGGUAGAGGGCAGCCAAGCCAUGAGUCCCCUUUGAGAGCAAAACAUAUCAAAUAUUCAGGAAUACUCUUACUGAGACCUCUAAGGAAAAACAUGUUAUGGGAAGAUGAUCAUAACAGCUAAUACCGCACACUUGCUAUUGCCAGUUCUGCACUAAGAUUUUACAUGUGUGAAUUCAUUGAAUCCCUGUAGUAACACUCAAAAGAGGUUCCACUUCCACAGUGUUACACAGAGGCACAGGCAGGUGAGGCAGCUCCUGAGUGCAGAGAUGGGAUCGACUCCAGGCAGUCUGAGUCCAGAGCUGACUCCUGACCACCAGCUGCACAGUAGAGACUCUUCCUCAUCCCUCCUAGAUGAGAGAGGGCAACUUGUAAAUACAUUGGUUCUUCUCCAAGUAUCAAUGGUCUUUGUUUUCAUCAAAAUCUGGAUAAGUAUUUUAAAACUUGAGAGACCAAUUUCUGUUGCUUUUCUUGAAAGAUAAGGUGGUAGGACAUAGGUUAGGCAUGGACCAUAAGAGUGGUGAAGGGGUUAGCUCUAUCCAGUGUCAAACCAUAAUGCUUCAAAUCUGGGACAAAAUUUGACAGACCCAUCCAUGGGGCAGAAGGGGGGAGGCAGAUUUCAGGUUCCAUAGUCUGUGAGCAUUUAACAGAAGAUGGAGGAGGUGCUGUGAGGCCAUGGGGAAAGGAAGGCUGAUUACCUGAAUGGGAAUGGGACUAUAUGAGAGCAAUCUGAAAAAUCUCAGUGGGUAUCAUCACCUCACAUCAUUACACCAAUGUAAAUUCUGCCUGAUUAAAAUGUGAGGUUUGACAAAAAUAUGUUCAAAAUACAUUCAGUGUUCUGGGGACUCUCCUAGGUGCCAAGUGUACAGCAUUGAGCAAAACAGAUAAAAUUCCUGCCCUGAAGCAGCUUGCGUUUUAGCAGAUAAAGACAAACGUUCCACUUUUUUACAAAGCUUUUUACAAAAGCUUGAAGGAAAUGGAAGUGGAUAUUUAUUAAACCUCUGGAGGAGUUGAAAUUUCUAAGAUUAGAAGCUGUAGAUGAACUCACAGAGGAAAAUAUUAUUAGUCUUGUCAGCAUAAACAUUCCCCAAAUGUUAAGGUUAUUUACUAUCAUGAGUUAUUCCUCAGUGUAAUUCUAUGUAACAUUGAGGUUUGUCUAGAUGUUAGGAUAGGUCCUCCAAAGUAGAUAUACUAGGUCAAGGGAUUUGAACAUCUGUUGGGUUCUAGAUACAUCACCAGGUUAAUUUCCUUGCCAAAGUUUAAUUUUUUUUUUUUUUGAGACAGAGUCUCGCUCUGUCAUCUAGACUGGAGUGUAGUGGCAUGAUCUCAGCUCACUGCAACCUCUGCCUCCUGGGUUCAAGAGAUUCUCCUGCCUCAACUUCCUGAUUAGCUGGGAUUACAAGCACCCGCCACCAUGCCCGGCUAAUUUUUGUAUUUUUAGUAGAGACAGCCUUUCACCAUGUUGGCCAGGCUGGUCUCAAAUUCCUGACUUCAGGUGAUCCACCUGCCUCAGCCUCCCAAAGUGCUGGGAUUACAGGCGUGAGCCACCACACCAAGCCUAAAGUAUAAUACUUUUAUAUUAAACAAAUCAAACCACCAAGAUGAAAAAUUGAGUUAACCCACCUGUUUGUCUGGGUGCUGCUCUCAGGCCUGGGCCCUGCUGUCAUUCUACCCCUCUCGCCAGGUGACAUAUCAUUCCCAGGUUUUCAAUGCUCCCUCUAUCUGUUAGGGACUCCUAAAGUUGUAUCUUUACCUAGACUUCUUUUUUCAGCUCCAGAGUCAUAAAGCCAUCAAGCUACUGGACCUCUCUCUUUGGAUAUCUCAUCCUUAACACAUUCAAAGGAAACAUCUUGGUCAACCCCCUGAAAUAUACUGCUGUUCUGGAAUUCUUUAUUUCCAUAAAUGGCACCUUCUGUCACCCAGUAGUUCACAUCAGAAACCCAGAGUCAUCCUUGACUUUGUUUUACUUAACAUUUAACCCAUCACCAAAUUGUAUUGAUUUUUGCCUCCCAGGUGUAGCCAUUCUCAUCAUUCGCCAUAGCUGUGUUCUCUAAAGUCGCCAGGAACACUGAAUUAGUGAAUACUGAAUCAUUACUCCUAAGGGAGAUACAGAGUUAGGUUCCUGUGAGCCUCUGGUCAUAUUUCCAUUGACUGAUCAAUACGUAGUAUCAGUUUCGUUGGUGUAAUAAUGUUGUAUGUUGGUAGAUGUUGUACGUUGGUAUAGCAUUACAUAUGUUGGUGUGAUGAUGUUUUAUGUGUGUUUCUGUUUAAACAUAUAUCUUAGCAUAUAGUUUUGAUUAACAUCAAACUCAUGCCCAACAGCACUAUAACUCAUGCCUGAACGAGCUUAUCUAACACAUGCGUUUCUCAUAAGGCACAUCACAGUCUUCUUGUGCUUAGGAGCACUAAGCAGCACUUUAGCACUGUGCUUGGGGACCAUUUAAACAGCAAAAUCACCAACAAAACACACCAAAAUGCAAAAAAAAUGUGGCACUAUAUAGACAGUUGAAAGGGUACUUGUUUAUAGUAUAAGAGCUGAAACAGGAAGGCAGAGUGUCACCAUUGUGGAGCUCAGCUGGGAAUGUGUGUGUUGACCAGCGCAACUUUUUUGCUGCUCUGCGCAUGCGCAGGCAUGACCAAAAGUGCUCUGAGUAUUGACUUUGGGGUUACAAACACCUUUUAGUGAGUAGGUGAAUUUGCAAAUGUGGAAUCCAGGAAUAAUGACGACAGACUGUUUAUCGUGAAGCCAUCCAUUUCUGUCUCCACUGCCAUCCCUUGUCUGGGGGUUGGCAAACUUUUUCUGUAAAGGUCCACGUGGUGCAUAUUUGAGGCUUUGCAGGCCAUCUGGUCUCUGCCGCCGUUACUGAAGUUGUAGAGUGAAAGCUGCACAGACAAUACAUACACGAGUCACGUGGUGGGAGGGGCGUGUGGGGGGGGGGGCGUGUUCCGGCAAAAUCUUACUCCUAAAAGCAGACUUGGGUUUGAAUUUGGUGUCCAGUCUGUAGUUUGGAUCCCUGUAGCUAGCCUAAGCCACCAUAAUGUCUCAUCUGGACUGGCUUCCUGACUUGUCCCUCCAUGCCUGUUCUUGACCUUCCCCAGCCAGUUUCCCAUAGUGAUAUUAAGUGCACAUUAGAUUCUGUCACUGCCGUACUUCAGAUGUCCAACUGCUUUCCAUCACACUUGGAAGAAAAUCCUGAAUCCUGAACAGCAUGGAUCACAGCACAGUCCCGGCUUGCUUCUCUGAUCUCCCUGGACACCAGUCUUCCCCUCUGUUUGCCCCAUCCUGGCCUCUUUCAGUUCUGUGACUGUUCCCAGCUGUUUCCUGCUUCAGCACCCUUUCCCACACAACAGUCUUCCCUUCCUGGAAUGUUCUCCUGCCUGGCAGCCUGGUUAAUUCAUGCUCACUCUGUGGUCACACCUCAAAUGUCACUUCCUCCAGGAGGCUUUCCCUGAUCCUCCAGUGUAAAUCAUAUUCCCCUCUUCUCAUCUCAGAGCACCCUCUUCUUUUCCUUCAUGACACUUAACAAUUUUCAUGAACCCACUUAUUUGGGCAUAUUUGUUUUCCACCUGCCUUCCCCAUUAGGCUGCAAGCUCCAUGAAGAUAGAAACCCAUCUGUGGUUGUCUCUGUGUUCUCUACCCCGUUACCAUCACGCACAUUAUAGACACUUCUGAAAACUUGGCAAAUCAGUGAAUGAUUGUACAACAUGCUUUUGUUCAUACAGAUUUUUGUAUGAAACUGCAAUCGAGGAAAUUGCCACCCUUUUAGAGUGUAUAGUAUAUCUUCAAAAAUUGACAGUGAUGAUUAAAAGCAAAAGACAUCUUGAUAGGUGAGUUUGUAAAUGGGUGUGCACGUGUAUCCGUAUUGUCAAAGGGUGAUUCUGAGACAGACACUCUGCGAACAGGUAUAUCUGGUGUGAAGUUUUCUCCCUGGGACUUGAGUGCUGCAUUCAAUCCUGCUGGUCUCACUUUUCCCCUAGAGCUUUGGAACUUUGCUGGUAACAUUUUCACAUGAGGAAGUGGAGGUAAAGUUUGCUUGAGGAGGCAUUUCAGCACCCCUCUUAAAAAUUGACUUUGCUCUUGUUUCUUCUCUCAAACCAUCACCUCAUCUCUCUUAGACUUUGUCGGUGCUAGUUGUUGUUCUUUCUACAGUGUUGCCACCAUCUGGGGAAGAAAUCUUUGAUUUGUCAGAGAAUCAUCUAAGCAAUGAAGUUCCAACUUGGGGGUUGUUCCCAAGUCAUUCCAGGAAUCCUCCAUGCCACUGAUGGACAGGCCACUUAGCAUAUUUUAGAAAGGUAACAGAUCAUUUCUAAGAUGACCUUCUGUAGAUUACUAGUGAAACCUAAAGCCUUAUGUAACUGCUUUUUUAUGUAUUUAGUACAGAAAUAACAUUUUCUAAUUAAAGGAAAUUAGAAAAUAAAGGCAAGCAAAACACUCCACAUACACACAGUUAGUCUCUCUCUCUCUCUCUCUCUGUCUCUGUCCAGAAAUGACCACUGUUACAUCUCUUAGGUCUUUUUGUAUGCAUAGAUGUGUGCACAUUUUUUUAACCAAAAUGAUGUAUUACUGUUUUAUUAUCUGAUUUUUUUGGAUGACAGUCUCCAACUUUGUAUUUCAAUAAAGUUCAUCUCGUUUAAUACCUUGUUUCUAUUCCGAUUUCCAUAACUGGCCCUCAAAUACCCUUCAAGGCUGGUUUGUCGAAAUCACCAUCUAAUCGAGUAUCGUGCCCUAUGUCUGGUUGUAACUUCCUUUUAGUCUCUUAAUCCAGCACAGUCUCUUAUUGAAGCAGCAGACCAGUUGCUGGUCUUGCCUCCAGAACCUCUGACCUGCUAGAGUGUGAGGUUGCUUCUUUAUGGUUAGGCUUAUUUCUCCAUCCUCUGAUUUCCUGUAUGGAAAAGCUUGCAGGAUUCAAGUUGUUUUUGACUAGAUCUCACCAGAGCUAAUUCAGUGUGCUUCACUCACUGUUACUAAAAAGGCCCACUACUGGGGAUGCUGAGAUUGACCCCUGGUCUAGGGCUGUGACAGCCUGAACCCACCAUCGUCCAGUUACACUUUCCCCCUAGAGACCAGCAAGUGACUUGUGUGGUAUAACUUUGCAUACAAAUCGUUUACUUAAUGGUUUUGUACCCAGUGGUCAUUCUUGCCUGAACCAUACCUUCCUUGGGUUUUGGGAAAUGUUUCUGUAAUUCUUUCAUUUCUUCUAUAAAGUAGAGCUUUCCUGUACUGCCUGGGGCCGUCUGGUUACCCUGACACAUGGUUCCCACUGGAAAGGCAGGAUCUGUGCUAAUGCUUUCCCUUUCCCCAUUAACUUUCACAGUAAGGAGUUUAAUAACCACUUCACGUAGUAACACGUGGUUUUUUUCUGUCUUUCUAACAUUAUACAUUCAUGGAUUUUUAUUGAUCUGGUGUGUUCUAAUCAUUACUCUUUUGUUACAACUUUUAGGCAGUGAGACCCCUUCAGCUAGGUCCUGUGACCUUUUGACAGAACUUCUAUAAUCUUGAAAAUCUGUGUUCAUUCAUGGCACAAAUGCCCCAAGCUCAUCUUGUACUUUUCAGUGGUAUGGGACAAUGGUAUUAGAGAGUACAAUCAGGGUAUUGGGGGUGGUUAUUGGUGCAGAGGUGACUUGUUUCUAGAGAACUUCAGUGGACAAAGCUGGAAAAUAUAUACUGUUAAAAUUUAAGAGUUCAGGUGGACAUGUCCAGUUUAGUUUUAAAAUCCUUAUGCUUUCACUUUCCUUAGUAAUUAUUUUAACUCCCUUUUUCUGGUAUGGAAAAAUCUUUAUUUUUUCUUUAACCUAUAAAUGUAAAGAAUGUAGUUUCGAAAUACCAAUAUUUAUAUUAUUACCAAUAUGGAACUACAGAGGAAAGUUUAAUACUUCUUUGUAAUUUUUGUUUUGUUCUUAAAAUGCAUUCCACUAAGGGUAUGUAUUAAAAAUACUGUGUUCUAAAAUUCCUAAAAAUAAAUUCUUCCUCAGAGAGCAUGUCACCCAGUUUGAUGUAUGGUUAGGCUCAUAUCAUUCAGUUUCUUUUCAGUUUAGGACAUUUUGAAUGGAGCUUUUUUAAGAUGGGUAAUGCAUUACGUGGCUGAAGGGUCAAAACUAUGUAGAUGUGGGCCGGGUGCGGUGGCUCACGCCUGUAAUCCCAGCACUUUGGGAGGCCGAGGUGGGCGGAUGAUGAGGUCAGGAGAUUGAGACCAUCCUGGCUAACAUGGUGAAACACCGUCUCUACUAAAAAAUACAAAAAAAUUAGCUGGGCGUGGUGGCGGGUGCCUGUAGUCCCAGCUACUCGGGAGGCUGAGGCAGGAGAAUGGCGUGAACCUGGGAGGUGGAGCUUGCAGUGAGUCAAGAUCACGCCACUGCACUCCAGCCUGGGCGACAGAGCAAGACUCUGUCUCAGAAAAAAAAAAAAACAACUAGGUAGAUGUUUAAUCUAGAUGAUGGGUAUGUGAAAAAUUGUUAAAUCAUUCUCUCUACAUUUCUUUUGAUAUUGGAAAGUUAAAAUAAUUAAACAAUAUAGAGAAGUAUACACAAUGAAGUCUUAACCUGUGAACUUUGUUUUUUUUCUUUUUUAUUAUUUCUGUUUUGCAGAUGAGCCCUAUGCACUUUGUUCCCUCGUAGAUAACCAUUUUUCUUAGUAUCUCGCUUAACCCUUGCGUCUUUCAUUUUUAGAGGUUCUAGUGUGUGUAUGGGUGUGUUCUUAUUCCCUUACACAAAGGAUAACAUAACACAUACAGUCUGUUGUUCUACGUCUUAACUUUUUUCUCUUAAUAAUACAUUCUGGAACUCUGCAUAUUUGUACAUAGAGAUUAUCUUCAGUCUUUUUUAUAACCUUAGAGUACUCCAUUUUGUUGAUGUGUGAUGAUGGCACAACAACAUAAUCUUGGAUUGUGUCUAAUCCUCUGUCUUUUCAAAUCACCUGUAAUAGAUAACCUUGUAGACAUGUCAUUUAAUACUUUUGUAGGUGCAUCUGUGAAAUGAAAUCCUAGAAAUGGGAUUAUAUAGUCAAGGGACAGAUACAUCUGUCAUUUUUAAAAGUUAUUGACAAAUUCUUCCUGUAGGGUUUAUACCGUAUUCUACUCAUGCAAGCAGUAUGUGAAAGUGCCUGUUUCCCUAGAACAUCACCCAUGGAAUCUGUUGUCAAACUUUUGGAUUUUUGCUGGUAGGUGAGAAAUGGUAUUUUGUUAUAGCUUUAAUUUAUAUUUCUGUUAUUAUAAGUAAGGUUGAUCAUAUUUUCAUGUAUUUAAAUGUCAUUUUGUGUUUAUUUUUAUGUGGAGUGUGUUUUGAAUUUCAGACAUUUUCCCACUAUGUUGUUGGUCUUUUUCUUCUUUAUUCUGAAAGCUCUUUAUGUAUAGUCUUUGCUAUGAGUUGCAUUUUUUUUCCAGUUGAUCAUGCAUGUUUUGGUUUACUUAGUGGUGGUGGUUUGCCCUUUGGAAGUCUCUUUCAUUUUAUGUAGUCAAAUUUAUUUUUUUUAUGGCUUCUGUAUUUUUAGUCAAAGUUGGAGAGGCUUUGCCUGUCUCAUAUUUUUCAGUUCCUUUGGGUACUUUUGUAAUUUUACUUUUUUCUGUUUACAUCUUGGUACGUUUGGUGUUUCUUCUAGAGCAGCAGUUCCUAGCCUUUUUGGCCCCAGGGACUGGUUUUGUGGAAGACAAUUUUUCCAUGGACUGGGGGUGGGGGUGGUUUCAGGAUGAAACCAUUCCACCUCAGAUCAUCAGGCAUUAGUUAGAUUCUCAUAAUGAGCGCACAAUCUGGAUCCCUCGCAUGCGCAGUUCACAGUAGGGUUCAUGCUUCUGUGAGAAUCUGAUGCCACUGCUGAUCUGACAGGAGGCGGAGCUCAGCCGGUAAUGCUCACUCACCUGCCACUCACCUCCUGCUGUGUGGCCUGGUUCCUAACAGGCCAGAACUGGUACUAGUCUGCGGCCGGGCCAGGGCGGGGUGGGGAGUGGUUGGGGACCCCUGUUUUAGAGUAUGUUCUGAGGCUUGGAUGCAACUUUAUAUUUUUUCAAUACUCAAUUGUCCCAACAUUAUUUGUUUAAAAGUUUAUAUUUUUCCCAUAGUAUCAUAACCCCUACUUUAUCAUUUACUAAGUUCCUAUAGGUCUGGGAGUCUAUUUCUGGACUCUAUGUUUUUCCAUGGGUUGAUCUGUUGUUAAUGUUUGAAAUUUAUAUCAUCUUUUCAUAUCUGAAAAGACUAGUUCUCCCUCGUUGCUCUUCCCCUUCAGCCUUGUCCUGGCUAUUCUCCAUGUUUGUUAUUCCAUAUGAACUUUAGACCCAACAUUCUUGAUUCCAGAAAAAAAGCCUGUUGGUAUUUCCAUUGGGAUCACAUUAAAUUUAUAAAUUUCUUAGGAGGAAUUAACAUCUUUACAAGGUUGAGUCUUCCCGUCAAAGACAAUGUUUUCUAUGUGUUCUUUUUUUGUGUGUACUUUAGUAAUGUAUAAAAGUUUUCUGUAUAUAGGUUGUAUACAUGUCUUAAGUUAAUCCUUGUAAAUAAUAUCUUUCAUUAUCUCCUCUUGUUUGCAUAUGAGGACUAUUUAUUUCCACAUGUAUUUUUGACAGCUUUAUUGAGAUAUAAUUCAUGUAAUUUACCCAUUCAAAGUGUAUAGUUCAGUGGUUUUUAGGAUAUUCACAAAUUGUGCAACCAUCACUACUAUCUAAUUUUACAACAUUUUUGUCACCCCAAAAAGAAACUCUGUACCCAUUAGCAGUCAUUCCCCCUUCUCAACCUCCCCCAGCCCCUGGAAACCACUAGUCAAAUUUCUAUUCAAGACGUUUUCUAUAAAUGGAAUCAUGCAAUACAUGGUCUUUUGCAGCUGGCUUCUUUCACUUAGCUUGUUAUCAAGGUUCAUCCAUGUUGUCGCAUGCCUUUUUUUAGGAUAGCCAUCCUUGUGAGUGUGAAGGGUACCACUGUGGCUCAGAUUUGCUGAUUUCUAUAUGUAUUUAGUUCUCUUUUGUGAGAUUUCAUGAGUGCAGGAGGCUGGCUUUCAAUUCCAGAUCCCCAGUGCCUCCCAAAGUGUCUAGCAAAUAUUUGGUACUCAAUAAAUGCUUAUUGAAUGAAUGCUUGGAUUUAAUAUACUUCUAGGCCACCUCUACAUUUUAAAGUUAAAAUGUAGUUUGGCAUAUAUAAAUUAAUUUUUAUCUUUUCCUAGGUGAAACAUAAUUACAGGGUGAGUUUUUCCUCCGGGAAAGCCUGGUAAAAGCAGUUUUGACUGAUAUGUGGUUUGUGCUGGUCAAUAUUCCUUUUUCUUACAUUAAAACGAAUGAUUGAGAGUUGCUGGUACAUAUGUCUAAGUGUCUGUGUCUCAUCUUUUCAGGAGGAUGAUUUUUAGCUCUAGAUUCUAAUUGUUAUUGAAAACUACUUAGUAAUAUGUAUAAGAUAGAGGUGAGAAAUUAGGUAAAGUUCUGGGCCUGGGAAAAGGGAGUUUUGAAUGAGAUGGAUCAGUUCAUAUGUAUUUUACAAGUUCUAGGUUUACCAAGGGCUGUGUUCCAGAACCUCUUUUGUAAGCUAGUUGUGUGGACACAUCACAGUUAACAAUAAAGUGCUAUCAGCUAAGAUUUGGGUCUCAAGCUUGCCUUAAAGGAGAUAUGGGAGAGUAUAGUUGAUGCAUGCGUGAGAGCAGGCGGUGUGUAUGGGAACUCCCUGUACCUUCCACUCAAUUUUGUUGUGAGACUAAAACUGCUCUACAAAAAUAAAGUCUGACUGGAUGCGGUGGCUCAUGCUUGUAAUCCCAGCACCUUGGGAGGCUGAGGCAGGUGGAUCACCUGAAGUCAGGAGUUUGAGACCAGCCUGACCAAUAUGGUGAAACCCCAUCUCUACUAAAAGUACAAAAAUUAGCCAGGCAUGGUGGCAUGCGCCUGUAGUCCCAGCUGCUUGGAAGGCUGAGACAGGAGAGUUGCUUGAACCCGGGAGGCAGAGGUUGCAGUGAGCCAAGAUUGCACCACUGCACUCCAGCCUGGGUGACAGAGCGAGACUCCGUCUCAAAAAAACAAACAAACAAACAAACAAAAACUAAAUAAAGUCUAGUAAUUUUUAAAAAGAGUGAGAGAGAACACAGCUGAAAUACAUAUACUUUUUAGGAAAAGGGAAAUAAUUAAAUAUCAGAAAAAUAAUAUUGAAGAAGAAAUAUUUCUCUUUAAUGUCAGUGUUUGAAGAAAGGUAUUUUAAUUAAAUCAGAUCGUGUGUGUUUGCAGGAGACUUUUGGACACUAUCCAAGGAUUUUGAGAUUGACAAUAUUGGAUUUUUAUAUUGCCCCAAUUUUCUUUCAAAAUAUGUGACUGUUAAGAUUAUUAUUACCCUUAUAUUAUUAGACGUGUUUGGGUUGGGGAUAGGAAAAAGACAGAGGGAGAUUGAUUGGUUGACUGAUUCAUUCGUUCAUUGGUUAAAUGGGACAGACUGAUUUCUCUAACUGUCUGAGCCUGAGAGAUGGGGAAGGUAGAACAUGGCUCAGAAGAAUAUGCAUUUCCUGUAAGAAAACAUUUGUCUGAAAGGAAUUAUAAUAAUUGAGAAUUAAGCUGUAUGAUACAGAAGCAGUAUCUGAAGGGCAGAUGGAUAAUAGAAGGUAGCUGUGGUGCAACUCGAAUCAAUGGCUGGAAAGCCACAGGAGGCAGAUUCCCACCAGGCCCUAAGGAAGGACACCGUACCGAAGCCCUCCACAUGUGGACAUCCAUGGGGCCUGCGAUUUCUCUGGUACUGGAGGUAUUCCAGAUGAGUGCCUUGUGAAGGGACUGCCGGAGACUGGCAUCCAACAGAACAUGGAUGUGGGACCAGAGCAUCUUUAAGGCUUCUUCUCAGAGAGGCUGGUAGUUCUGAGCGUGUUUACAGUUCCAUUGAGGGAGAAAAAAGGAAGAAGCAGGGAAAAAGAGUUAGGUGGGGAUUUUCCCCGUCAGCUCAGGAGACCUUGUUUCUCUUCAGAGAGAGUAGGAUGGUAGAAAACAAAUUGUUUUUUGUUUCAUGGUCUGUUUAUUAGUAGAUUAUUGGUUAAGAUGCUUUUAGCUUCAAGGGACAGAAACCAACACAAAGUGUAUAAACAAAAGGGAAAACUGACUGACUGGUUAACAAGAAGUUCUGAGGUCAUCAGCUCCAGGGUUGGUUGUAAAAAACUGAUGUUCUUUCUGUAUUUCUGCCCCAUGGUUUGUGGUAUGUCGGUCUGAUGGCUGCCACAGUUCUAGGCAUCACAUCCAACUCAACAGUGUCCAUGGGAAAAAGAGCAUCUCUUUAAAGCAAGAAAACCUUUUCCAGAAGCUUCCUGCAGACCUCCCUUCACACCUCGUUGACCAGGCUGAUGGUGUGUGCCAGUGCCUAAGUCAAGUCAUUGACAACAGGAAGAAGAUGAGCCCUGGCUGAGUUAAACUGACCAGGAUGUGCAUCCCCCCCAUGCUGGAAGUGAGGCCGUCUUCCCUGAGAGUCAGUAUCCGAACAGAAAGAUCACCCAAUGCAUGUUGUUUUUAAAGUACUUAUGGAGAUCUCUGUGCCGUGGUGGUAUCAUCCGUAUGAACCAUCCAGGCUGUAGUCAGAGAAUCAGAGACUCGCUGUGUGAUCUCCAAGAAGCCGUAUCACCUGUGUCCUCCAUAGCAAGAGAACGUAUUGGAAGCCCCUCCUAGCUUUCGAAUUCCAUCAUCGUCUCUCCUUCUCUCCCCUUCAGCUCCCCUCCCACUGCCCACGGAGGCUGCUGUGUGACAGAGGAAGUUUCUUAUCAAGUCCUCAGUGAUCUAUGUAAAGAAGAGAUGGUGUUUUCUCAGGCUCUUAGCACUUUGUUCUGUUGGUUUCACAAACUAAUUAUUGUUCAGAAUUUAAUUUUUAGAAAAUUUUAAUGACUUUUGUAAGAGGUUUAGUUAACAUACUGCACACACACACUCUCUGUCUCUCUCACACACUUAGCUUUUCUAUGUGUAUAUACAUGUACAUGUAUCUAUAUUCUAACCUGGCUUUGGUGGAACCAGCUUUCUUGCUCUGUGCACAGACAUCUUCCUGCUGCUCGUUUCAGCCCUGAUGUGGUGGAAUGUGUCUGAAGCAUGCGUUUCUAGGUCUUUUCCUUAUGGCCUCCACAAAGUGGUCUUGAUGGCCCUCAGUUCUGUUCAGCAGUAAUGCAAAGUGAAGAUGUUUCUCUGACUCAAAAGUGAGAUGACAUUAAUUGAGCGCCUACCAUUUGUGCUCCUUCUAUCGGAGACUUAGAUACGAUAUUUAUGCUUAAAAUGGCUCUGAAAUUAAAGGGCAAGGCCUGAGGUGCAGUAUCUCCUCUUUCUAGCCCUCCCAUUCAGGCCUGUUUAGCUACUUUCUCCCCACUUCCAAAGGGUGUCUCUUGGAAAGAAGCAGGACUGUCCCCUAAAUUGGAGCAGAUAGCAGCCUGGGGCCUCGAGCCCCCGCUUCCCUUUGUGUUGUGCACUGGCUCCAGCGUGGCGCCCGUCUUUGAAGUCAGGUGGAAGCCCCACAGGCAGGGCUGCUGCCCUCCUGCUCUCUGGCCAUUCAGCACAACCUUUAGUCUAGGAAAAGUGCCAGUCUUCAUUUCCAAGUAUCAUAUCUCCCUAAAUGGGGCAAUCUGCUUUAAAUGCCUUCUCCACUGGCGCCUUCCCCAUCUCACAAUUGGCAUAAUUAAAGGGAAAGGCUCACCUCCUUUGCUGCCUAUGUGUACUGGGUCAGGGCGUUGGCUGGGGGCCGCUGGUGUGUAUGCACGCCUGCCCUCGCAGAGACGCUCCCUUGGCCCUCCAGCCCUUGAGUGAUCAUUUUCAGAAGUGUUCAGAGCCACUCUGCAAGCAUACACUUUACCUUUGCAUUUUCCCUACUGUGCUCAACUCAAUAACAGGCAAGCUGGUUACUAUGAUCCAUGAAGCUUUUUGUAUCUUGCUGGAAAAAAAUGCACUCUGAGCUGAAAGAUAAUCUCCCUCGAUGGUUCCAAGUCAGAAUUUGCUUUAUGACUCAUGACAUUUGGUGUCUUUCUCCAUGAAGAUUUCCCCCUUCUCCUCGUCCACUCCCAGCUUCAGAUGUGUGCGAUGGUGUGGUUCAUCCUUAGAGAGUCACUGCUGGUCCCAAGGAAUGGUGUGACAUGUAGGAAGGCUCCCGUGGUUGCUGGUCCCCUCUGAUCUCCAGUUCAGCUGCCACGCCAGCACCCUCGAUUAAGCUCCUUUGGAACCUGGGUUUUUAUUACCUGCCACUCAGCUUAAAGCAGAGGCCUCUCAGAGGGCAUGCCUGGUAAUGCAGCUGCCCUCUGUUCUGCGGAGGCAGCCUCAGUCUCCAUCACCUCCCUCUCAGAAGUCAGUCUCUCAGCAGCACUGGGGGGCCCACUGUGUGCAAAGCCCUGUGCCCACUGGUUCAGCCAAGAAUGGAAUAGAAAACAACCAUGCCCAUCUGACUACUGUAAAGAGGGACAGGAGAACCUUGGGACAGAGGCAUACCUGUGCUUGCCCAAGCCUACCUAGACCACCCUCUUGUGGGAUGUGCACUGGGAAUUGAUUUCCCAGUGGUGGGGACAAACUUGUGCUCAUUUCUGCCUCGUUUGUCACCUAGAUUCUCUUUACGAUGACAUCUAAUGUGCAGAAGUCCAGCCCGUAGCAGCAGCAUUUGACUAAUGUGGGAAGUUCAGGAAUUUUGAGCCUGGAAAGUCCUGGGAAGGAAAAUCCCUCAUGCUUCAGCAGGGCUGUGUGGCCGGUUCUCCAUGUGCUUCAGCAGAGUUUUCUUUCUCUUUUUCUUUUUUUUUUUUUUUUCAGCUGUGAAAAAAGCAGUGCCAGCUGUUUGGUAAAAUAUGGGUCAGUGAGAAAUAGGAUUUGCUUUAUAGAAGUUAACUUUGGAGAAUCGUGUCCUCAAAAAGAAAAGAAGUCUAAAGAUAGGAGGACUGAGGGAAUCCUGGGUGUGGUGAUCCUAACCCCAUAAGUUAGCUUGGGGUGCUUUCAGGAAGAUUUUGGUUUCCAGCAGUUCAGAAGGGAGGUGGGCAUGAUUUGGUGCAGAAGGGGGAGAGGUGAGGGAGAAAAUCACAUGCAGACACGUUGAGUAGUGAUAAACCACGAGACAGACUCUGCACGGCCGGACAGAGGGCAUCUUAUUAGAGUGGAAAAGAAUAGUAUUUUAUUUUGCUGUGAACAAGAUAGUUUGGGGAGUGGAGAAGAGCUCCCAGGGUGGGCGAUGACAGGUGUCUGGGGGACACUGGAGCCAGUGGAUGCAGCAAACAGCUUGGACUUCAGUCCCUUUUCUAGCAAAGGAGCUGCCCCUGUGGGGUGGGGGGCUGAGGAGGUUGGAGACCAUUUGAAAUAGCUUCUGAGCAUGUGUGUGCACACAGGCACAUGCAUGGCUGGUGUCUCUUAGAGAAAAGGUAUUUAGAGAAAAGCAAGGUUGUGAGUGGCCUGAGAGCAGUUACAAUUGAUUUUGAAUAUGGAAGCAAUUCUACCUAAUCCAGAGAAUAUACAAAGUAUACUUUGGAAAGGGGCAGUAAACUUUUCUGGUUGGCCUGCCUUCCUCCCUCCUUUUCUUCUUCCCUUUCUCUCUUCUUCCCUUCCUCCCAUCCUUCCUUCCUUCUGUGAUCUUUGUGGGAGAGCAAGAGCUAUUUGUAUGUAGUGAUUAUAAAUUUGGUACUUACAUAGAAUUUCUCAACAUGUUUCUCAGAGAUUAACAUGAUCCCUGGGAGAAUCUGGAAGGUCUAUCUUUGGGGUGUCUUCUGAAGAAGAUUGUGAUUCUUAUGGCAUCUGCCUUCUCAAGCCCUUAGUCAUUAAUUAUUUACUCUCAUAUCUCUCAAUGCAUGCAGUUUAGUGCCUAGCACUAAGUGAUGGUUUGUGUGCAUGGUUGGCCCAGCAGAAAUAUGUUUGUCCAUCCAUCCAUCCAUCCAUCCAUCCAUCCAUCCAUCCAUCUAUCCAUCCAACCAUCCAUCCAUCCAUCCCUCCCUCCCUCCCUCCCUCCCUCCCUCCAAAUCAUUCAUCAAAUAAGGGAACCUUCCCCAAAGGUCCCAGCUGUUCUCUCUCCCCUUCUUAUAGGCUAUAACUGGGUAACAUGCCUAGCCCAGAUCAUUCACUCCCAGGCACAGCAAACAAUUAGCUUAGACUAGCCAGGAUUGGUUCUUGAGUCACACAAAGGGGAGGUGGAAGGUGGUUGGAGGUGGUGGUGGGGAGAGUGACAUCUAAACUAAAUCCUGUCUCUCCAGAAGAGAAAGAGGGAAUGGCUAUUAGGAAGGCAACUUACAGUGUCUGCUUCAACAUGUUCAUUUUUUUUUAAAUGUUUCACUCUGAUUGUAGUGUUUUUUAACUAUACUAUUCUCUAAAUUUGGCUGUGUUUACUAUGGUAAUUAUUUUAAUUAAGUUCUAUUUGAUUAUUUGUAAUUCACCUUGUUUUACAACUUUUGAUUGAUUUUAUAGUAUAAAUACGUAUACUGCAAUAAACCAUAUGAUACAUAAAAGAAUUUAGGACAGGAUCAGGAUAAAUACAAAUAAAUAUAGAAGUUCAAAGUUAGGAAGAAAAAGAAUUACAGAUAUGCAGACAAUAAGUCCCUUACAUUGCUACUUAGCUGAGCUUCAUAACAUCAAAGAGAAAAGGCAAAUGUGGUCGCUGCGGUCAUUCUUGCUGUCAGAGAAGGAAGGUGCACCAGGUCCUCAAGAGGAGCAAAGAUUUUUUUAGUUCUUUUCAACUAAAUUUUGCAUGUGGACUUUUAUCUAGGAAGCACUGAGAGGUAUCAUGAACAGGGUGUUUGGCAUCCCCACAACAGAUGAAAAACUGGGUUCUUACAGCUCUUCUCACAGCAGUCCUCAUUGGAAGCUCAAGGCCUAACAUGAAAAUGCAACUCAGCAAAUGUUAUUCCCUGGAAGGCCAAAAUAACAGGUCUGAGUACUUCUUCUUAUCCUUCUACUGGUUUGAUGCAACACAAAGACCCAAAACACUCAGCAGAACUGCCAGUCUACGUGCCUAUCAGACAACCUUCAAGACUAUUACUUUUUUUUAACUGGCGUGUUCACGCAUGUGUGUGCCUAUGUGUGUAAAUAUAUCUGUAUAUUUAUGAAUAGAUGUAUACAUCCAAAAUACUAUAUAUAUAGGAAGAGAUCAUUUGAGGGUAGAUUCCAUUGCCCACCAUGCUGUAUUCUAGCUCAUCAAUUGAGGCUUUAGGAAUCGACCUGGUAAGGUUGACAUCUGUGGAAAUUAAGGCCUCUAUUUAAAAUGCUCACAGAGGAGAGUUCUAUUUUUGUAAAUAGGAUAAUUGGGUGGAAAACUGUGCUAAUGUCUGUCUUUAUUUAACCACUCCAAGGGACAAAGCCUAACUGCUAAAACCAUGAGGCCAUAACCAAGACACCACCAUUUACCCAGGGACACCGUCAUCUUUAUACUGCAAUUUUAAAAGAGUAUGGAGGUCAGAAGCCAGACAGUUGGUUUCUGUAUUAAUGUCUCCAGGGGAUGAACAGAGGGUGAGAAGGAGCAGAUAGACAGAGGCAGGUCUGGACGGGAGGUUGGAGAGCGGUCAGCGAUGUUCUCCCAGCUGUCAGGAAUGUUAUGUGGGAAGAGGUUAGGGAAGAGAGUUAGGGGAAAUAUCAAAUGAGGGAAUGACUGUGUCCUGGCAGAGGUGUUAUUUCCUCUAAACCACUUUUGAUGAUCUUCUGUCCUUGUGAAGAUGUUGGGAGUGGACAGUGCCAGGACAGUAUGAACUGUUGUGCGGCGUGGCGGAUACCAGAGGAGGGUGCAGGGAACAAGCAUUUAUAGAGCCUGCCACUAUUUCACCUGCUGACCUCCUUUGAGAGGCAGUAUUAGGAAAUGGUUAGAGUGCAGCUGUGUAAUCAGAGGCUCUAAGCCCGAGUCUUCUCCCAGCAAACGAGGAUAAUAGCGGCGUCUUACCUCAGACCUGUUGGGAGCUGCCGUGAACACGUCAUCCACGCCCAGUAAAUGCUAGUUAACACAGUGAUGGCCAUCCAGAGAGCUUUCUUAGCCUGAUGUGAAGUAGAUCUCAGGCUCUGCAUUUUCCAGCAGGGUAAACUGAGGCAUAGAGAGACAAAUUCACUUGUGCAAGAUCUUUUAUCUAUUAAGUGUCAAAGCUAGGAUUCAAGCCAGGUUUUCUAGCACUAAAGCUUAUUGGUUUUUUCUGUUCCAUGCUGCCUGAAUUCAUAGGUAAUUCACCUGUGUCUUAUAACCCAGACACGUGAUGUGGGCCAUGAACCACAGCACCUUUCUGGGUCCACUGUGCUGGUGGAUAGCUUUCUGUUCAUGACAAUCACGUCUGAUGAGCUUGGCAGUGAUUUGUAUGAUGACAGUGACCGUCCAGCAGUAUGUUAAGGAGUCUGGGUCAGGAGGGACUUUCUUCAUUUGUUUUUGCCACAUCACCCAGAGAACAUCCCUGUAAAAGAAGGCGGUUUGAUGAACUUGGAGGAACUCCCCAGCACUCUACUUGUGACCAUGACAAUUGUGACAGUUUUUCCUUCACACUGUAUUCAAGGUCAGGUUUUUGUUCUUGGACCUUGUUAAAUCGAGGAUAGUGGGCUUGAAUGACUUGGUGUAUCAUGGAAAUAGCCUCAUGUGGUGUUAGCUUCUGCCUGGGGUCACCAGCUGCUCCCACAAAGCUGAGUAGCCAGUAAUUUCUUACAAAUCUUUUCAUAUUAAUAGAAAAAUGGAAGGCAGAUGGUGGGCCAGGAGGAGUGCUUUUUCUUUGAGGCUUUGAGGGCCUGUCAGGGGAUGAAUUUUGUGUCCCCCUCCCCACUCACAUGUUGAAGUCCUAACCCCCAGUACUUCAGCAUGUGACCUUAUUUGGAAAUAGGGUCAUUGCAGAUGUGGCUAGUUAAGAUGAGGUCCCACUAAAGUAGGGUGGGCCCCUAGUCUAGUAUGACUAGUGUCCUCAUAGGAAGGGGAAAUUCAGACACAGACACGCCCACAGGGACCAUGGCUCAUGAGCACGAAAGCAGAGACUGGGUUAAUAGGCAUAGAAGCCAAGGAACAGCAAAGAUUGCCAGCGCCCACCGGAAACUAGGAGAGAGGCAUGGAACACACCGUCCCUCACAGCCUCGGAGGGAGCCGGCCCUGUCGACACCGUGAUCUUGAACUUCUGGCCUCCAGAACUGUGAGAUAAUAAAUUGUGUUGAUUAUGCCCCCCAGCUUGUGGUGCUGUGUUAUACUAGGCCAAAUAAAGUAACGUAGGGCCCAUGGAAAAACAGUGACUUACAAAUUCCAGAAGAAAAGCUAGAGCCCCUCCUAUGCUUUGGUUAAAGUUUCCAUCGGAGCGUGGGAGUCUGGAUGUAGGGCUGAGGGUUCCAAAAGUGUCAUAGAAAGCAGAGAAGCGGCUCAGAUGGGCAGACCAGCUUCCGAAGAACACGGGUGUUCUGUGAAGGUCAUUGCGUGGAGGUGACCUUUUCCCUCACUGAGUUUUUUAGAGAAAGCAAUUUUGUCCUUUCAGGUUGGAAAAAUAUUUUCUUCAAGACCACAAAGUGACAGUUAAAAAAAAAAAUUGGCCACCUGCAAGUUUAAAUGUCACCAUCUAGAACAGCUCUGCCUGAUAGAGCUUUCCGUACUGAUGUCUCUCUCGGUCCACCCUCUCUCCCACAGUAGCUACUUGCCACGUGACCAGUAAGCACUUGAAAUGUGGCCAGUGGGGCCGAGGAACUCAAUGUUUUAUUUUAAUUAAUUUAAAUUUAAAUAGCCACUUGUGCCCGCUAGCUAAUUCUAUGUGUUGGUCAGUAUGGCUCCAGAUCACCAGAAUAGUGGUGGGAUGGGACCCAAGGGAAAAACCGGGGGUGCCUGGAUAUCCAGUGGAGGCCACAGGAGGGCUGGGGCUGAUGGGUCACCCUGGCUUGGCUAGUGCCCUUGUGUGUGGUCUUGUCCUCAGCCACAGGGGCCUAGGUGGGAGUAAAAGUGAAGUAACACAGGCAGAAUUUUCUGGAUGCUUUACUAAAGAGAUGCUUAAUGUGAGGCUUUGUCUGCCGUUCCUUCUCUGAUCCCAAAGUAUCUUCGACUGGUUUAGUGCUCGAUAGAGAUGGGGUAGAUUAAGAUACUUGAAGAAAAGCCAGGAAGCUGGGUCUCUGGAUAUGGGCAGACCGAGAUGUUUCUUUGCAGGUUUCAAGUGCCGGCCCUUGAUGUACCCAGAGGGGCCGCUAGUCCCAACGCUAGGAAGGUGGGAACGUCCAGAUGCAGACCACCUUCUCCGAAGCUAGGAGGGUUUCCCCUGAGUCUGUCAUACUAGACUUAUUGAUUGCAGAUGCCUGUCAAAAGCUACUGAGGCUCAGCCACCUCUGCGUUCUUCACAGUUGCCACCCUGCCUCCAGCCCCUGAAUUGAUGGCUGCUGCAGGGAGUGUGACCAGAGGAUGCCGUUUGGAGAGUAGUCACAUGGGACAUCUCAGAAUCUGAGAUGGAACCCCAACUGGGCAGUAUUUGGUGCAGUUUCACACCGAAAAGGGGUCCCUGUGACUGAUUUGGCCAGCCCUGGACAAAUGAGUGUUGUCAUUGUAUCACCAGCGGCUUUGGCUCAGUGCGUGGUAUAAUUUAAAAAUUGCCUCUUUUUCUAGCUCUACUUAGUUAUCAUUCUGAUUUCAGAAAGAAACAAAUGGUUCACCAAGUCUUAUAAUAUCUCUAACCCCGAGACAAGCGAGGGGUGUGAGGCAGAGACACGCUAUGUCAGGCUACAGCCUGCCUCUCCCCUGGCCCACGUCACCUUGGCCGACUGGACUCUGAACAGUGAAGGGAUAGCCUAGAAGGAAGGAGCUGAGCCACCUGACUGAGUGGUGAGGUUGGUGGAUGUGCAGAUGGAAUUCCUGGCAUUGAAUUGGAGGGCAGGAGUUUUAGUUUGAGUAGAGGUUAGGAAGAUAAAAGAGGUGCGAGAAACCUGUUGUCAACCUCCAGCAGAUUUGGUAGCUUGUGCCACAUGUGCAGCAUCAUGCUUGGGGACUCAGGGGACAUCAAUAAGUAGUCAGUAGCUGAUGCUUAUAUUGGUAGUGCCUACAGUGUGCCAAGCCCAGUUCUGAGCUUAAUACUUUACAUACAUUAGCCACUUCAGCACAGUCGCUGUCUUUUCCAAGCACUCUUAAACUCAUUGCAGGCAAGAUUAAACCAAGCAACAAAAGACAUCAAGCGAUGCAGGGUAAUACGUGAUGAGCACUGUUAGGCCCAAAGAGAAAACCCUGAGGUCCCCAGUGACAAGGGAUGCAUCAUUUGAUCUGGGGUUUGAAGGAUGGUCUUGAUUUGGAAAGGUGGCUAGGGAGCAAGCUCGAGGUUGCCCCACACAGGGGUGCACAAGGCCCGGCUGGGGGACAGUGGGUGUCUCACUUGGGCUGACUGGAACAAGUUCCAGGUCACAGGUUUUUUUAUUUGAAUGUAAUUAUUUGACUGUAGUAGCCAUCAGCAGAUGGAGAGUUCAGAGGGACUGCACUGAAAUAAUGAAUAAUUUGCAGAUGCAGUUGGUAGCCCUGGUGUCUUGGUGUGCCUUUCUGUUCCAGCAGGAUGCGUGCAAAGAGUGGCUCACAGCCCCAUCUGCUCUGCUCCUCCUGGCUCGAGCUUUGCUUUAAUAACCUCUCUGUCACCUAUUUACACGAGGUCAUCCAGCUCCUCUUUUUCUCCUUUUCUGUGUUGAAAUAAUCGUGGCUGCUACUUGCUGUGAAAGACUUAACUAGUAGUGGGUAGGAUUGACCUCUCAAUUCAGUAAACAUUUACUGAGUCCCCAGGACAAUGCUUGCAGUGAGCAUGCAGAGGAGGAGGUGAUUCCAGCCGGCAAGUGGAGGCAGAGCUCGAGCCAGCAGGCCUGGCCACUGCCUGGAAGUUGGGGGGUGAGGGGGGUGUGGAAGGUGAGCCAGGGUGCUUAGCCUCAGCCACUGGGGAAUGCGAAUGAUAGUCCUGGGGGAAAGAGAAAACAAGAGGAGGAACAGAUUUGUGGGAUGGAGAACAGUGGGGUAAUGAGCUCCAUUUGGGACAUUUUAAGUUUGAGACAGGACAUUCCCUGGAGACAUUAAGCAGGCAAUAAAAAGACCCCCAACUUAGAGUCCUCGAGGCCCUGCGGUUGCAGUGUGAAAUAAUCCGGCUUCAGCUUCCUUCCCUUUCCUUCUCAAGUGGUUCCCCAUGGAGUCACUUUAGACUCGGGGGGAGGAUAGUUGCUUCCUCAGUCUCCCUAGCCUUUAUCCUCACACUUGAAUGCUAAAUCCAGAACUCCUCAUUCCUGCUAAGUAGUUCAAAAGCUCCAAGGGAUCCUUGGAACAGUCGCACCCUGGUGGGACUUUUCAGAGCACUCCUAGGGUUAGAAGAGAAAUUUCAGGGUAACCGCAGAAUAAUGUGAGCUAUAACUGGCCCGAGUGAUCUUCUAGCUGGGACCUGGAUGUGAGGCUGGCAUGUUUGAAGGUUGGUGAAUGCCUGUUGACCUGCAUGCCCCAACCGGGUGAACUCCUUCUACCUUUUGAUUCCUAACUAAUUGCAGUGAACAAUACGCCAGCUUGUCUUCUGUAAAAUGAGAGGGUGACUGUGCCCACCAGCCUUGCUGCUUUGGUUGGACAGGUCAGUACAGUGCCUUGAAACUCUACUUAUUCAUCUGUGAAAUGAAGGGAUUUGGCGAGAUGCCGCUUAACGUGACUUCCAGCACUAGCAUUUUAUGUAGGUCAGUGAUCCUUUGUCCAGGGAGUGAUCUUUUUUCCAGAGGAACCGUUCUGCAGUUGCUGGUUAGCUUAUCAUCUUGGCAGGGAGCAGCGUGGUGAAGCGAGCAGAACGUGGCCUCCGGAGUCAGCAAACCUAGUUAAAAUCCACUUGCCGUAAGUCCGUCACGUGGCUUCGCAGCGGGCCUCUUGGCAAUUAGCUGCUUUUCACCAGUCCUCAAGUUUCCUCAUCUGUAAAAUGGGAUGAUGAUAUGUAUUUCAGGUCCGGUGGGUGAGAAUAUGUAUCAGGCAUCUACUUUUGUGACUAUUUUUAAAAUGGCUUUAUUGAGAUAUAACUCACAUACCGGAAAGUUCACUUUUUUGAAGUGUACAGCUCAUCAGCUUUUAGCCUGUUCACUAAGUUGUACAUCAGGCACCACUGUCCAAUUCCAGAACAUUCCAUCAUCCCAAAAGGAAAUCCCAUUCCUGUUAACUCACUCCCUAUUCGCUUCUCCUUCUAGCCCCUGGCAACCACUAAUCUAUUUUCUGUCUCUAUGGGUUUGCCUGUCCUGGACAUUUCAUUGAAAUGGAAUCAGACAAUGUGUGAUCUUUUGUGUCUGGCUUCUUUUGCUUAGCAUGAUGUUUUUGAGGUUCAUCCAUGUUGUAGCAGGUAUCGGUUCUUCAUUGCUUUGUAUUGCCAAAUAGUGUUUCACGGUAGGAAUAUACCACAUUUUGCUUAUCUGUUAAUCACUUGAUGGACAUGCAGGUGGUUUCCACUUUUUGGCUGUUAUGAAUAAUCCUCCUGUGAACAUUAGUGGACAUGGUUUUGUGUAGACAUAUGUUUUCAGUUUUCUUGGUAUCCCAUUGUGUUUUUGAUUUGCAUUUCCCUAAUAAUUAAUAAUGAUCAUCCUGUGCAUAUUGACCAUUUGUAUGUCUUCUCUGGCUAAAUGUAUAUUCAGUUCUUCAUUCAUUUAAAAAAUUAGGUUGUGUUUUUAUUAUUGAGUUGUAAGAGUUCUUUAUAUACUCUGGAUGUUGUACCUGGCUUUUAAAUAGGCAUACAAUCAAUGUUAGUUCCUCAUUCCAGGUCUCUCGCAGAACCCUGUAGUCUUUUAGGUGACCUCUGGAACUAACUGCCCAGACACUUAAUCCUCAGCAUCCUGAGUCUUAAACCAUCCCCUUAUGUCUUGUUCAGAGCUCUUCUUAGCACAAAGCCCUGAGCCAUUUUGAUCCUGGAGCCCCAGUCUGGAACUUGGAACAGCAGGGGGAUAGGUGGGGUCUAGAGAUGGGCUCUGGCUGAAUCCACAGGGCAGUGGCUACUACCAAGUCUCAUUUUUUUCUAGAUGGAGGACUUAGGGGGUAACUGCACUGAUUUUUGGCUGCAUGGAGUCCUCUGUCCUGUGCUAUGGACACCUGCAUGUUGGGGCUGGGGCCCACAAAGAGAUAUGUCUAAGGACACUGGCUUCUUUCCACUGCCACUGCCAAGAUGAGCAGCGGAUUUUCCAAGAGUGAUCUGGCAGUUGUAAGUUGUAUAUAAAAAUGUCCCAAGGAAAAUCAUGUGUCUGUUUUAAAGAGAAGGGAGUUUUCUAGGAAACCUUUGACCUGGACAUUCUUCUCUAUUCUGAGAACUGUACCCUGUGCCCCCAAGAUGUGAUCUGUACUUUGUUGCCCCUCUGCUUUUGUGCCCAUCAUCUUCUUCCUCUAUUUCUCCUCCCUGAUGUGUGCAGCCCUCCCUUUCAGCCAGUAGGGAAAGGGAAACCUGCAGGGUCCGGCAGGGUCCCCUGUUCCUCCCCAACAAAGCCUCUUAGGUUUUCUUUGGCUGGGGUCUCUUCCUGCACACCUGGGGAAGAGGUGCCUGCAAAGCAGUGAAGGCCUUGGGAGUCCCACCUAGACUGUCCUCCAGAGAGCCAUCUCCACUAGUUUGUGAAACUGCCAUGCCACGUUUCUGUCCUAAAGACUUGGCCUUUCCUUAGACAUGGAUUUGAUGGGUCCUGGACAGACGUUAUUGAUUGUUCCUCAUAAGUCAGUCAAGACAGUUUAUAGUCUCUGUUAAUGCCCGGGAAAUUUGUUUUGGAAGACAAAGCCAGCCCAAUGGCAUUUGGAUGAUGCUGACUUAUUUUAAAGGGGAGAAGAUACCCCUAGAUGUGCAAGUCUUUUAUAGGAACAGCUGUCUAUGAUGAGUCUUCAUGCUCCUUUUGCUUCUCUGAACAUUCUGGCAUGCCCCUACCUAGCUGCUAUUUUCUUGAUUUCAUAGAAAAGCACAUUCUACCCUCAGAAAAUCUGCUGUCCAUUUGGAAUGAUAAGAUAAAUCAGAAAAUUACCCAUUGUUAGAGCUAAAAGAUUCCUUGGGGAUUAUCCAAUCCAUUAUUUUUCAAUCUCCUAUCCUGACAAAAAAGAGUAAGUGUUUUGUAUGGAGAAAAAAAAAAGAAGUUUCCCUUUGGUAAAUAAAUUUGGGCUUCAGAGCAUAUUGUAUAUCCCUCUUGGAGAUCCACGGUGUGCACUGCGAUAUUAAAGCCUCUGAGAAGUCCUGCAAAAAAGAAAACCGCUUUAUUUGAUUUAACCCAGCAUUUCUUAAACUGUUUUGACCUCAUUUUUUUCUUCUUUUUUCAUAAUAAAUAUUAGCACCUCACAGGACACUCAGCCCAGUUUGGUAAGCAUGGCCUCCUUCAUGGAAGAAGAAAUCUGUGUUCAGAAAUAUUAAGUGACUUGCUCAAAAUCAACACAAAGCCAGACUUGAAGCCAAAUUUUCUAACUCCCACUCCAUUGUUCUUUCUACAAUUUAUAACCAUGUCGUGGCUGAGUCCUCUGAUUUUACGAGCUCAUGACCUUGGGGGAGCGAAUCCUGCCAGUCUCUCUGGAUCUCUUUCUUCUGUAAGGUGAGGAUGAUAAUAAUGACCUCCCAGGGUUGCCGUGAGGCUUAGAUGAGAGAGUGUAUGUAAAGAUCAAGUUCACGUUCUUAUCUUUGUUUUCUCUGACAUUUUUCAUCAUACCAGGUUCUGUGCCACUUAUCUAUGAUUUCAAAAGACGAACCAUAUUACAAACAACAAAACGUGAAUGGUGGUGAUCAUACUGAGUAUUUAUUGAAUAGUGACUGAGAAAAUGAAUGCACAGGAGACAGGAGGAGUUACCUGUGAAAAUUCAGAGCUAUACUGAACUGAUCAACGUUCACGGAAUUGGAGAAAUAACAAAGGUAUGGCCUCACAUGUGCAAGUUUUCUCCCCUCACACCCUUCAAUCAAGUGCCUUCUGUAGUGUGAAGAAACUGAAAAUAGAGCCGAGUUCCAACUGGGACAUGACUGGGUACGGCUCCCACAGCAAAGUGUAUAGCCAGAGCAAGAACAUCCCCCUGUCGCAGCCAGCCACCACAACCGUCAGCACCUCCUUGCCGGUCCCAAACCCAAGCCUACCUUACGAGCAGACCAUCGUCUUCCCAGGAAGCACCGGGCACAUCGUGGUCACCUCAGCAAGCAGCACUUCUGUCACCGGGCAAGUCCUCGGCGGACCACACAACCUAAUGCGUCGAAGCACUGUGAGCCUCCUUGAUACCUACCAAAAAUGUGGACUCAAGCGUAAGAGCGAGGAGAUCGAGAACACAAGCAGCGUGCAGAUCAUCGAGGAGCAUCCACCCAUGAUUCAGAAUAAUGCAAGCGGGGCCACUGUCGCCACUGCCACCACGUCUACUGCCACCUCCAAAAACAGCGGCUCCAACAGCGAGGGCGACUAUCAGCUGGUGCAGCAUGAGGUGCUGUGCUCCAUGACCAACACCUACGAGGUCUUAGAGUUCUUGGGCCGAGGGACGUUUGGGCAAGUGGUCAAGUGCUGGAAACGGGGCACCAAUGAGAUCGUAGCCAUCAAGAUCCUGAAGAACCACCCAUCCUAUGCCCGACAAGGUCAGAUUGAAGUGAGCAUCCUGGCCCGGUUGAGCACGGAGAGUGCCGAUGACUAUAACUUCGUCCGGGCCUACGAAUGCUUCCAGCACAAGAACCACACGUGCUUGGUCUUCGAGAUGUUGGAGCAGAACCUCUAUGACUUUCUGAAGCAAAACAAGUUUAGCCCCUUGCCCCUCAAAUACAUUCGCCCAGUUCUCCAGCAGGUAGCCACAGCCCUGAUGAAACUCAAAAGCCUAGGUCUUAUCCACGCUGACCUCAAACCAGAAAACAUCAUGCUGGUGGAUCCAUCUAGACAACCAUACAGAGUCAAGGUCAUCGACUUUGGUUCAGCCAGCCACGUCUCCAAGGCUGUGUGCUCCACCUACUUGCAGUCCAGAUAUUACAGGGCCCCUGAGAUCAUCCUUGGUUUACCAUUUUGUGAGGCAAUUGACAUGUGGUCCCUGGGCUGUGUUAUUGCAGAAUUGUUCCUGGGUUGGCCGUUAUAUCCAGGAGCUUCGGAGUAUGAUCAGAUUCGGUAUAUUUCACAAACACAGGGUUUGCCUGCUGAAUAUUUAUUAAGCGCCGGGACAAAGACAACUAGGUUUUUCAACCGUGACACGGACUCACCAUAUCCUUUGUGGAGACUGAAGACACCAGAUGACCAUGAAGCAGAGACAGGGAUUAAGUCAAAAGAAGCAAGAAAGUACAUUUUCAACUGUUUAGAUGAUAUGGCCCAGGUGAACAUGACGACAGAUUUGGAAGGGAGCGACAUGUUGGUAGAAAAGGCUGACCGGCGGGAGUUCAUUGACCUGUUGAAGAAGAUGCUGACCAUUGAUGCUGACAAGAGAAUCACUCCAAUCGAAACCCUGAACCAUCCCUUUGUCACCAUGACACACUUACUCGAUUUUCCCCACAGCACACACGUCAAAUCAUGUUUCCAGAACAUGGAGAUCUGCAAGCGUCGGGUGAAUAUGUAUGACACGGUGAACCAGAGCAAAACCCCUUUCAUCACGCACGUGGCCCCCAGCACGUCCACCAACCUGACCAUGACCUUUAACAACCAGCUGACCACUGUCCACAACCAGGCUCCCUCCUCUACCAGUGCCACUAUUUCCUUAGCCAAUCCCGAAGUCUCCAUACUAAACUACCCAUCUACACUCUACCAGCCCUCAGCGGCAUCCAUGGCUGCAGUGGCCCAGCGGAGCAUGCCCCUGCAGACAGGAACAGCCCAGAUUUGUGCCCGGCCUGACCCGUUCCAGCAAGCUCUCAUCGUGUGUCCCCCCGGCUUCCAAGGCUUGCAGGCCUCUCCCUCUAAGCACGCUGGCUACUCGGUGCGAAUGGAAAAUGCAGUUCCCAUCGUCACUCAAGCCCCAGGAGCUCAGCCUCUUCAGAUCCAACCAGGUCUGCUUGCCCAGCAGGCUUGGCCAAGUGGGACCCAGCAGAUCCUGCUUCCCCCAGCAUGGCAGCAACUGACUGGAGUGGCCACCCACACAUCAGUGCAGCAUGCCACCGUGAUUCCCGAGACCAUGGCAGGCACCCAGCAGCUGGCGGACUGGAGAAAUACGCAUGCUCACGGAAGCCAUUAUAAUCCCAUCAUGCAGCAGCCUGCACUAUUGACCGGUCAUGUGACCCUUCCAGCAGCACAGCCCUUAAAUGUGGGUGUGGCCCACGUGAUGCGGCAGCAGCCAACCAGCACCACCUCCUCCCGGAAGAGUAAGCAGCACCAGUCAUCUGUGAGAAAUGUCUCCACCUGUGAGGUGUCCUCCUCUCAGGCCAUCAGCUCCCCACAGCGAUCCAAGCGUGUCAAGGAGAACACACCUCCCCGCUGUGCCAUGGUGCACAGUAGCCCGGCCUGCAGCACCUCGGUCACCUGUGGGUGGGGCGACGUGGCCUCCAGCACCACCCGGGAACGGCAGCGGCAGACAAUUGUCAUUCCCGACACUCCCAGCCCCACGGUCAGCGUCAUCACCAUCAGCAGUGACACGGACGAGGAGGAGGAACAGAAACACGCCCCCACCAGCACUGUCUCCAAGCAAAGAAAAAACGUCAUCAGCUGUGUCACAGUCCACGACUCCCCCUACUCCGACUCCUCCAGCAACACCAGCCCCUACUCCGUGCAGCAGCGUGCUGGGCACAACAAUGCCAAUGCCUUUGACACCAAGGGGAGCCUGGAGAAUCACUGCACGGGGAACCCCCGAACCAUCAUCGUGCCACCCCUGAAAACCCAGGCCAGCGAAGUAUUGGUGGAGUGUGAUAGCCUGGUGCCAGUCAACACCAGUCACCACUCGUCCUCCUACAAGUCCAAGUCCUCCAGCAACGUGACCUCCACCAGCGGUCACUCUUCAGGGAGCUCAUCUGGAGCCAUCACCUACCGGCAGCAGCGGCCGGGCCCCCACUUCCAGCAGCAGCAGCCACUCAAUCUCAGCCAGGCUCAGCAGCACAUCACCACGGACCGCACUGGGAGCCACCGAAGGCAGCAGGCCUACAUCACUCCCACCAUGGCCCAGGCUCCGUACUCCUUCCCGCACAACAGCCCCAGCCACGGCACUGUGCACCCGCAUCUGGCUGCAGCCGCUGCCGCUGCCCACCUCCCCACCCAGCCCCACCUCUACACCUACACUGCGCCGGCGGCCCUGGGCUCCACCGGCACCGUGGCCCACCUGGUGGCCUCGCAAGGCUCUGCGCGCCACACCGUGCAGCACACUGCCUACCCAGCCAGCAUCGUCCACCAGGUCCCCGUGAGCAUGGGCCCCCGGGUCCUGCCCUCGCCCACCAUCCACCCGAGUCAGUAUCCAGCCCAAUUUGCCCACCAGACCUACAUCAGCGCCUCGCCAGCCUCCACCGUCUACACUGGAUACCCACUGAGCCCCGCCAAGGUCAACCAGUACCCUUACAUAUAAACACUGGAGGGGAGGGAGGGAGGGAGGGAGGGAGAGAAUGGCCCGAGGGAGGAGGGAGAGAAGGAGGGAGGCGCUCCUGGGACCGUGGGCGCUGGCCUUUUAUACUGAAGAUGCCGCACACAAACAAUGCAAACGGGGCAGGGGCGGGGGGGGGGGGGGGGGCAGAGGGCAGGGGGACGGGUCGGGACACCAGUGAAACUUGAACCGGGAAGUGGGAGGACGUAGAGCAGAGAAGAGAACAUUUUUAAAAGGAAGGGAUUAAAGAGGGUGGGAAAUCUAUGGUUUUUAUUUUAAAAAAGAAAAAGGAAAAAAAAAAAGUCAAUAACAAAAAACCCAGCUCAAGAACCCAUUCUACGCCAAACUGGAAAGGAGAAGAGAGCAACAGGAAGAUUCCAGAAACGGGGGGCCCCAGUUUUUGAAGAACUUUAUGAACUUUUCAAAGAUUAUUUUCAUAUGGCAGCAAGUGAUACGGAAGACUGCUGUCAGGGACACCUGAUAUGGAAAUCAAAUAGAUUUUUAAUUAAUUGAACAUAAGAUUUAGGGAUUUUUCCAGAACUCGAAAGGGUCAACAGCCCUCCAGAAUGUCGGGCUGCAGCCUGAGGAGGCUGAUGUUUGGAGCUGGUGUGGGAUUGGCGAAGCCCAGUCCGGGCUCCCUAGUCAGGAAAGACGGGGGACGGCCAGGCUGCUGGAAGGCCCCCGGGGGCGCGGGGCGAGUUUUCUUUUUCUGAGCACUCUGGAUAAAUCCCUAAGCAACGUUGUUUCUCAAAUGUCAUUAAUAAUGUGUGUUGCAAACUUUAGGUUUUUUUCUUUUCUGAAAAUGUAUUUUCUCUUUGAAUCCACCCCUAGUCGCGUAGCGUAGGGCUAGCGGUCGUCACAGACACCCUAGUAGAAUGUAGCACUCAGCACCCUUGUCUCCUACCUUGUGUUCAACUCCAAUGAUACCAAUAGAAUAUUCCUCAAUGUAAUUGCACAAAAAAAAGCGAUAUAACAUAGGCAUGUAACCAAUGUGGCGGUGCAGGUGUGCGGGUGAGCGAGCACGUGUGGGUGUGCACGCGCCGCCCUCCCCGCGUGGCCCUCGGCGCCGCCACCCUAGCUGGCGCAGUCUUGACACUGCAUCCUUCCCUCCUAGUGCCUUACCGAGCGACAGACGCGGCGUGAGGGUUUACUUCCACUGGUACUCCAAGAAACUGAGGCUAGUCAGACACAAUCUCAGCUCUUCUGUUGUGCUGUUGUAACAGUUUACGCUGGCCUUUUUUUUUUCUUUUUCUUUUUCUUUUUAAAAUGUUAAUGCCCGUUGUCUUUCCUGGGCUGUUUGCUAGCGGAAGGAUGCCAGGGAAGCCAGCAGGAGCUAGGAGAGAGUCCGUGGAUCUCGAAAGAAAUAUGGGAGACAGAUGCCCGGCGGGUGCGUCUGGAGAUGGGGACGGCGGGAGUUGAGUUGUGGCAGUAGUUGAGUUGUAAUUUGUGGGCGGAGGCCCAGAGAGACUCCCCACCCUUCACCCCUGCCCCACUCUGUCCCCAGUUCCGCCAUUUGUGAGGCCAGAGGUUUCCGGACUGUUGGCCUCGCCAGGCAGCCGUCUCCCGCCCCAGGCGGCAUCCCCCAGUCCCUCCCGCCUCCACGAGAGCCUGGAGCUCUCAGCCUCGCCCGGGGCUCCACUCUCUCCUCCGGCUCCCUGGGCUGUUUUGCUCUAACGAUCUUGCCAGAUCCCUCCCUCUGUAGACAACCACCAACCUCUGUUUGCUGUUGAAUUCUCUCCUCACAUUACCCAGGUCUGCUCAAGACAUGAUUUUGGUUUUGGUUUCUGAGGGUUCUAGUGGGCAGAAGGUUGGAGGGACACUUAUGAGGGUGGCCGGGGGUCUGACGCUGCACUUUGGAAAAACUCACACAGUUGAAUUUCCAAAGAAAUCUGCCCUUUGCCCUCUUUGCACCUUUGAUACAUUCUGGAAGUUUUCUCAGGCUUUGGACACUUCUGGGGAUGGAGGUGUGGAGAAGUGGGGAGUUCCCUCUCUUCAUAGUAAAUAACUCUGAAAUAUGUGAAUGUGAAUGGCAGGAGAAUCUGGCCAAGGAUGGGGCCGAAAAGGGUGGUUCUAAUUGUUUGCUUCUGAUGUUGAGUCUUUAGCUGACCCCACAGGCAGGUUUCCAAGGUGCAAAGAGAUCUUUCCCGAGUCAGCGGCCCCAUCCUCAUCCUCCCUCCCUUUACUUCCUCACUGUGCAGUCUCCCUCAAGGAUCUACUGUGAAAGGUGUGUUUGUAGUGAUAUCCAACCUAACUCAGUAACGAAGUCGUUACUUAGCUCUUAGCUGUGAAAUAACUCUGGAAACUUCCCCACCCCAACCAUAAAUUCUUACUUAUAAAGAAACAGGUCCCCAAACUGGAAACAGCUUAGUCCAGGCCUCAGCGAGAAGGAAGGACACCAUGACUGCUCCAUGCUGGGCACAGCCGGGCAGUCUUGCCAAGUGCCUGCUGGAGGCUGUGCCGGCAAGAGGCCUGCAGCAAGGAGAUUCCCUUCCCUCGGGCCAUUAUCAAUACUGUCUUUAUCUGGAGGUGGGGAAGCGCAGCCCUCUGAGACAGCAGGACAAUGGUCAGUUCAGAGAGGGUGAGGGCAGCAAACGCUUCAGAGGACACAGAAGCCAGAGGACCCCCCCCCGCCCCACAGCUGGGUCAGCCUGGAAAAUCCAUCUAUUAGGGACUUUUUGGCAGCCAGAUGGCAGCAAUAGCCCAUUAGGUCUCAUCCCGAGUUCCAAGUCUUGGCUGCAAAUGAGCCUCAGUUCGCCUUACUGGAGAGCACCCCCAGAUUCCUGGGCACAGUUCAUUUCCAGCCCUUUCUAGAUCUGAUCUUUUAGGGGGAAAGACAGCUUAAAAUGUUCUUUUCAUUUUAAAGAAAAUUAUUCUGUCUGCUUAAGUUGGAGGCUACUUACUCUUUCACCUGACAUUUUCUUUCCUUUUAUUCUUCCAGAUCAGGAAUGAAAUUUCCAUGCUGCUCAUAAAGAUAAUAUUAUUGUACUAAUUAUUUUUAUUACCAUUGUAAUUAUGAUCAUUAUGUUGAUAUUUUAGUCAGGGUUUUAAAUGCACAUUUAUUCCAAGUAUCUUUGUGUUUUCUCUUUAAUAUUUAAACUUAUUCUCUCUGUGAGUAUAUAAGUAGACUGGAGGGACAUCCAGAUGUCCAGUUUUGUCAGGCAAAAAAAAAAAGGAAAGACUUAGGAAGUAGGAAAAUUGUUUCUGUCAUCUCUAUCCCAACAAGAGACGUCAAGAAAGAUCCACCACAGAACAAAAGUUUAAAGAAGAAUCAAAGCCUUGAUUGGGCUUCUGACAACAUGGUCACCAUCAAGGUUGUCAUUUUCUAGAUCCCAGAGGCCUGGGAUGCGACGUCAGGUGGCAUCUCAUGGGCUCGGGGAAUGUCGAGUCACUGACUGUCCAGCCCUUAGCCAGCUUCUCUCCCACAUCCUCAGAGCUCUCCUGUGCUUCUGAAAUCUGUUAACUAAAUCUUUGGCUUGCCUCUGGUAUUUAAGCAAGAAAAUUCCCUCCCAGAGGUGACCCCAUCCGCUUCCCCACAAUCCAUCCUUUUGCCAUCGGCGCACCUGGGGCGUGGCUUAGGUUCUUCAAUGCAGGGACAUUUGCCCCCUCCCAGAAGCUGCUGGGCACAGUGAGGUGGCGUAAGAGUGACUGGCAGGUGGUACCUUCCCCAGGAAAUUUCACCACACCACCCAGUUCCUCAGCCUGCCCCCUCCCCCUGUGAUGCAUGCCCCCAGCACCCAAUUCUAGCCAGCUGGAAGUGGGUGGAGGGACAGCAGGAGGCCAGAGAAACCCUGAACAAAGCUGGGCGGCUGCUCAGGCAUCACAGGCUGCACCCCCUCUGAAAGCAUCCCCACUGGGCUCCGGCCACAUCUUCAGUGCACUGUGCUGUGUGCGCUGGGUGCUCACACGCUGUCCCCAGACCCACAAAGUGCUAGGCCCCAGUUGAAGAAAGGGGUGAAAUAGCCAGCUUCACCGAAGGGAAGGGAAGGGAAGUAUUGGGCGAUGCCAGCCCCACAGACGCUCAGCAAACAUUAGUGCACAUUCUCCUAGUCCUCACCCAAUGGCCUCCUCUACCCCCAUGCAUGGAGCUGCCACAUCAGAAGCCCCAAGAGAAGCUCCCUGCAGGAGAGGCCAGCUCCCUGGAUGCCCAAUUGCAUACCUGGCCGAAUCUGCCAUUGAGUCACCUUAGCAAAUAGGCUGCUGUCACUAGGACCAAGCUCUCAAGCAGAGGGAUGCCAACCUAGUCCUUACUUAGCCCACGAAUCAUCUAGAGCAUCCUCUAGUCUUUUGUGGGCUCCCUCCUUCCCAUUUGAAGAGACAUUGUUCAGAGGAAGAGGGGAAGAUUUGAAAUGUCAGGUCACGGAGGAGUGUUUAACUGGAGCCUGGUGAACCGCAGGGCAAUUUGCUUCUGCUCACUGGGUUCUGACUGGCCCGUCUGGACGUGGGCCCCCAUGUCUCUGUGCUUAGGGCCUCUUCAUGAUGUUUUGGAUGUUUCCAAGGGAAGUGGGUGAGCAGAUCAAGGGGUGGGAGAGUCGAGGCUUGAUGCCAGUUAAUACUGUGAAGUGGAGCGUGCGGUCAGUGGAAUUCAGAGGAAAAAGAAGGGUUGGAGCAAAGCGGCAUUCAUCUCCUGGACUGUUAGCCUUUCUAGUCUUCCUGGUGGCUGAGGUGUUCACGGGCUGGGGGAGCCAGCUGACCUUUGUCCUCUUCAACCUAGAAGACUCAGCCCGCCCAGACACCAACGUGUGAGACGGAUGGACAUCAGGAAGGGAAGGGGAGAUUAGCCCAACUGCUGACAGAACGAUUUCCCUUGGUUGGACCUUGGGAAUGGCAAACACUCAUAUUGGAACAAGCUUGGGGUGGAAGAUUUAGGCCGUGUGAGCAUGUGUGAGUGAGUGGAACAAACUUUCUUGGAAACUGGAGGGAGGAGAUGAGGAGGCUUCGGGAAGUAUUACUGAUGGCUCAUGGUUGAGAGAGCGACGUGGGGACCCAGCUCGCCCCAGCUUUUGUCCCAGGUUCUCUUUGUCUGAUGCUGAGGGCAGGGUGGGGUGUGGGACCACCACUCUUGUUGGCCUGUCAAGUAGACCCUAGGACAGAAAAUGGAAAGAAGGAAAUGGCUCGGUGCUCUCAACUAGCAGAGAGAAUUGAGGAGAGGUAAGGGUUCCUUCUGCAGGCCAGCCUGGGACUCCACAGCGCCAGCAGGAGUGACUUGGCCACAAGACAUUCCAGCCCCAGGGACUUUGCAGGCUUCAUUCCCUGUCUGUGUCUUUUCCUUCUGGUGUGUUUUACAGACUUCUGAUGGGGAAGCUUCAAACUUGAGCAGGCCAGAGAUGUCCUUACCAAAUUGGAAAGGAAGGUGAAACUGUUCCUUUCUUUAGCCAAAGAACCCUUCUCAAAGACGCCUCCAGAAAUGGACAAAAUGGCCUUCCCUUCGUUCCUUUCCAGGCAAUAAUGACAUCAUUAGUGAUGCAAUUCUAUUUGUCUUUCUCUUUCCUCUCUGUCCUUUUUUUUAAAAAAAAAAAAUGCAUUUAUUUCAAAACUGUGCUAUUCUUUUAAGAGGAGUGGAGGUGACCCCUUCGAUGCUGCUGCUAUCGGGAGACAAGGUGCCAUACCAAUACGUGGGCUUGACUAAUCCCAGGCCACCAUGGGAGAGAGCAAAGCAGGGCUGCCAGGAGUUCAGUUGCAUCAAGGGCGUAGAGCACGCGGGGGCUGGGCUCGGAAUAGCAGUACUUUUCCACUUUGAUGCCUUAGAACUCUCACUUCUCAUCUCCACAGACCAGACUCAGUAAAAUCUCAGGCCACUAGAGAAUGGAAGGCGGUGAAACAGGAUUUAAAUGCAAAAAAAACCUAUUGGAGGCUUUUGGCACCGUGGCUCACUAGAGGGACCCAGCAUAGUAGAGGUUUCUCUUGUUGCAGCUUCUGAAAAGUUCAAAAAAGAACUCCAGGCCGUUCUUCCCUCAAACCCAGUGAGAGUUUGCAGAGAAGUGCCCCCUGCAGGGCUCCCGUCCCAGAACACCAGCACCAGAGAGGGUCUUCCCGAUGCCCCCCGCUGGACUUGCCCAAGCCUCUGGGAGCCCCUCAUCUCAGAUCCCUGUGUUGAACAUGACACUGACUGUCCCUUAUUUGUUAAAAUUUGCAAUAUCUCUCAAGUAAAUAAUAGCCAACAUUUGUUGAAUGCUUUCAUGACUCCCGGGCUAAGGCCUUUAUGAGCGUUGUCUCAAGGGGCCCCAACAGCCAUCCCACAGGGAGGGGGAUAACAGCCCCCAUUUAUAGAUAAGGGAGCUGACCGGAUGCUCUGAGAAGUGGCAGGUGUUGAAGGAAGGAUAAAGCAGUGAUGGGCCAGAAUCCCCAAGGUUCCCUUUUUUGUUCAUCAGGCCCUUCCUGAGAUGUGAUUUUUAAUCUUUUAACUUUUUUUAAUUAAUAGCAAUGCGUGGCCUCAUAUUUCUAUGAACCAUUUAGUGAUACUCCCGCUUCCUGCAUGCCACACACUGUGCUGGGAAUUGCUCAUGGGUUGUCCUGUUUCAUCUUCUCCGUAGCCCUGUGAGAUCGGCAAUAUUAGUCCCCCUACAGCCAAGGAAACUGCCCAGAGCCACACAACUCUUGAGGGGCGAGGAGGGCUUGAACCUGAGUCUGCCCAGCUCCAGAACUGAGCUUGCAGCCAUUAGCCACAGCUGUCUCCUGCAUGUCUGAGCAAAGAAAGGCCUUUACACAGCAUCACCCUGUGCCAUCCCAUGCACCGUGGGACUCAGCUAAAGGACUGUGCAAAGAGGGGGCUCCUGAGUUGGAUUUAGGCAAAAGGGGCAGAAUUCGUUUGAUUUUUAGAGAAAAUCUCUGGAGAGUUUCUUUUGAUUCAUAGAAUUCCUUUUAGAUUUCUUUCCAGCAUACCAACUAGCUUUAGUAGUGCUGCUACAACCAGCUCUUAUAAGUAAGAGUGAAAAAGUAUUCUUUUCUUCUUUAAAAAAUAAGUUUUUCUUGCUUAUAGUUAAUUCUAGAAAGGCAAUACUAAAGGUAUAUAUUUUUUUCAAAAUGCUAUUUUUUACUGCACUUGAUAAUUAUCCUGACAGCUCUGAUCUCUGUAAUAGAUUCACUCUUCAGCUCUGGGCAGAACCAGAGGCAGGGUUCACACCAAAUUUGUAAAUACCAUAUGUGGGUCUGGUGUCCAGGAACUUUUUUCUUUCUGUUAAAAAAAAGAAAAAAAAAAGAAAAAAAAAAAGAAGUAGAGGUGGAAGAAAGACAAGACUUAGAGGAACAAAAGAAUGUUUUCUUUUGAGAUACUCUUCUCAAAGAAAUAGCAACAAUUGUAUAAACAGGAAAACCAGCCAGCUUUCAUGAUAAAAGGAAGGCGUGUCUCUUGCCCUGGUAUGAGAUUAACAGAAAUACAGAUGCAUUUUUAUUUUGAUUGAAAGAUGGUGAGAAUGUAGAAAUGCUUAGGACUAGAUUUUUAAUUUUUUAAAAUAACUAUUAUCAUUUAUUAUGAAAUAUUUGUUCAGUUGUUUUGAGUGGGUUUCUUGUUCCUUUUUUCAUUUAAAACCUUCUUUGUUGACUGGCUCCAGGCUUGUUUGCCUAAAUUCUUAGGUAGUUUACACAAGUUCUAGAAUCUUUUAGAACUUUAACUCCAUUGGAAGCAAACCUAACUAAUCGGAGUUUGAGAUCCUGGUUGGUUUCAAUAGGUAUUCUGGAAUUCUGGCAGAACACCUAAAGAUUUUUUUUUUUUUUAGAAGGUUUUAGAUACAUUAUCUUACACAAACUGUGACCUAAUGGCAAUAAUUACCUCAAAUGUGGGCAUUCAUCCUGGUUUUAGCCUUUUUUGAAAUCAUGUAGCCAGCUUGAUCUUGGAAUUUAAAGACUAUGAAUUCUCUGUGGGCUGAAAAUAAUGAUUACUUCAUACCCCCGGUCAUCGUUGCUUAAGUGAAUUCUGAAAAUAGCUCAUCUUUACAACAAAAAUUAAACCAAGGAAGAGAUUAUUCUUUGUGUGUUGUACUCAAAUGCGAUGUUCAAAUGCACAUGUUAAGUAUAUAUGUUUUUAGCUACUGUAAAAUGCUGUUAGCCUUCUAAGCUAUCAAAACAGUCACAUUUUAAAUGAGUAAACUAAACAAUUGACUGUGGAUACUUAAGCAUAUUUCUGGCUACGUUUUAUAGUUAAAGUGUUUUAUAGUUUACAUUUAGACUGGUACUUUUUAAAGAAAAGUUCUGUUUAUAACUGACAUCCGCAAACCCCAGUGAAUGCCUCUUAGUUGGAGGUUGUGUCUCCCCCAAGGCAAGUGUGUUGUCCCAGACUCUUCUGUAGUCCAGCAUGCGCACUUCCCUCUGGAUUAUUACUUUCCACGUGAACUCAAGAGAACAUGAAAGGCAAUCCAGAUGGAGGGAAAAGGUGUGAGUCCGCAGCCCGGGCCAGAUGCGAAGGUCUCAUGCGUGUCGUCUAAACACUUGUCUUCAAGGCCUUCUCUCUGACAUCUUGGAAGAGUCAUUGAGAACAGAUAACCUGGUUCAUUGAUUUUUGUCUUGAUUUGAAUAUUUAACUUAUUAAUAGAUCCACUGAUUUCCAGGCACCAGGCAGUAGAAGAGACUGGGAUUCAGGUGACCAUGAAGGCACAGCUGCUACUUCUGGGCCGGGGGUGAUAUUUUGAUCAGCGUUUUGUAGGGGAGGACCAUAUACCCCUAUUCCCAUGGUCGCUGGCUGGGUUUUCCAUAUAUCUGCUGUCAUUUAUUCGUUUUCCCCUUAAAAGCAAAAUCAAUGUAAAAGGCUAUGUUUACGUUUUACUCAUUGUCCAGCUUAGACUCAAAGUCUAGUUCGGUGGGAGGGGGACCUUAGCAUCCUCUCAGAGAUGGUCAGGGCUGAGCAGGAGGAGGCAGAGACAGAGGGGCAGCUCAGCCUGGUCCAUUGAGACCCACUCUAAACAGACAUCAUAUUUGGAACAAGAAGAUGCUUCGAGACAGGAAUGGGCCCCACUGUCAUGCAGAAACAGACUGGGGGAAUGGCAGUUUCCCUGAGUCUUGGUUUCUUUUAUGUUUUCUCUUGUGCCACCACCAAACUGCAGAGGACCUGCUGUGACCUAAAGGGCAUUCCUUUAGCAGAUAAGACCUUGAAAACUGCAAAACACCUGGGACCAGGGAGCUUUUAAAAAAUACAAAAAAAUACCACAUUUGCUUUUUCCCUGUGAACUGUAUUGACAGCGUGUUCUUAGGACAGUCUUUUGGUGGAAAUGUUACUGUAAAAUAGUUUUCAUCUCACCCCUCCUAAUCAUACUCCCACUUUCCUGUUUGUGUGGUGGUGUUGCUGUUUUUUCCUUUACAUGAAUUAACCAAAUGAAUUUUGUGUCAUUGUUUUUGGGGCUUAUAUUUUUAAAACAUAGAAAUUGCCUUUUGUUCAUUUGAAAAGUAAGUAUGUUGUAUCUGAAAAAGGGCUCUGCCUCUGCUCUCCCUCGCUUCCUUGUAACCAAUCUCCAAACGAAUCUCUCCUGGCACCGCCCCCUUCCUUAUAUAGGGUCACUGUCCCCGGGGCCACCUCUGCCUCCACCCUGCUGUCACCACUGCCCUGGGCCAAGGCACCCAGGACUCCCAGAAAGCGCGAGAGCCAGCAAGAAGGCCCCACUCAGCCUUGAGACUGGUGGUCACACCUCCCUGUCAGAGUCGCCUGCUGGGCUGAAGGGGCAAUGGAUUGUCAUUGUUGAAAUUGUUUGGCUCAGGUUAUAAGGAGGAACUUGGGAAGUAGAAAGUGACUUGACCAUGUGCAUCCUUGGUAGCUUCCUGUAACUAACAAAUGGAACAGAGAGCACACCCCCGCCCCGCCCCACCCCAAGCAGAUGUUCCCGUCAGCGCUGCCCUGAGUCAGUCGGUCCCCCGUUUCUGCUCUCCUCCCUUUUGUGUUCCUGCUCACUUCAAGCUUCUUCCAUGGACUUUCCAGGGCACAGUCAUCUCUAGCCCCCAAAUCAUCUCUUCAUCCUCUGUGUGUGCAUUUUUUUAACCAAAUGAAAUAGACAAGAAAGUCAUACUUUGGGGCAGCAGAAUUUCUAAUUUAGUAGAAUCACUGUAUAGAGAUAGAUGUUGAUAUAUAUGUUUGUGUAUAUAUAUCAAACCAAAUUGGAUAGGAGAAGUAUAGCUUUACAGAUGAGGAGAAGGAGCUCUUUAGAGGUCGGAGUCAAGACUGGUGUCUUGGACGUGCAUGGGCUGUGUCCCAGGCCACUCCGCACACAUGGGGCUGAGGCGUGGCGCCGGGCCCUUGUCAUCCACCUCACCACGGCAGAGCCAGCAGGCCCUGUAGGGUGCUGCUGCUGUCUCACUGGGUCCCAGCUUCAAGCGCAUCAGUGGGUGACGGGGGCAACAAAUCAGAGUGACUGGAAGUUUCCAUCCCGUUUUGCUUUGACCACGUGUACUGAGCUGCAGCCUCUGAUACUCUGUCACGUUUCCAAAAAUGGUAUCCAUUAGGAUAGAAAGAGAAUGGAUCUGCAGAAAUGUUUACCUUUCAACUGCUCAUGAAUUCAGGACACUGGAUAGAAAGACUCACUCCCCAAAAUGAGAACAGGGAAGAGGAGACCCGGCGACACUAAGUCACCAGGUCCAAGGAACGUGGCUCCCUCCCCAGGGUCAUCUCACCUAGAUCUUUCUCUCCCAGGUCAUCUCAGCUCAAUCUCAAUAACCCUAUGAAAGCCCUGGUCUGUUGUGUUCCUUCACCGUACGGUUUCUGUAAUAAAAAGUGUUAAUCCAUGUUAAUCUGUGUGAAAAUUAUUGCGUGCAACAGUAUUUUCUCGUGUACCUCUUUUUCCUAUGUGAAUUGUCCCUCUUUUUUAUUUAUAAAUGUCUACUUUUGUUUUUUUAAAGACAAACCAAUGUGUUGUAGACCUAUAUGUAACCUAUUCCUUAGUCUCAUAUUAUAGGUAUGUUAUAAGAAUGGAUAUUUUACUUGGCUUUAGAAUGUUUUACAAGAAAACUAAUUCUUAACUGAUCAAGUCCUUGCUACUAAAAUGCUUGUGUUUUUCAUCAUGACGUCGUGUGCUUCUAAAUUAAUCAUUUUCGUUGUAGAAAAAUGGAGUGAAUUUAUAUUAGUCUUGGAAACUAAUAAUAGCAUUGUAAAUUUAUGAGAUGAUUUUAACAGAAAAAAUAUAGAAGAAUAUAGUUAUUUUAAUUGUAAUAUUACUAACUGUAGGGUGAGAAAAAGGGGGGGGGGUCCCAUUGUGGUGAACUAUGUUAUAGCUUGUUACUCAUAGUUUCUUUUUGAUCAUUUUUUCGGUCUCCGAGGUGAAAUGACUUAUUAAUUAAAAUUUGUAAACUCACAUAUGCAUAUUGUAUAUGUGUAGAAAUGUAAUCACACUUUGUCUUGGAAUUACAUUAAACUGUUUGAAAUCACUGUA